Messenger RNA from Podarcis lilfordi (Lilford's wall lizard), 81318 nucleotides. Lineage: Eukaryota; Metazoa; Chordata; Lepidosauria; Squamata; Lacertidae. The record is from the annotation of a GenBank genome assembly.
CUCUCUAGGAGAGGCACACAUAGUUUUGUGUGCUGAGUGGCACUAUUCCAUCUGUGGCAGAUUCCCUGUGGUGGGGUGAGUGAGGGUUUUCUAAAUUUUACAGAAGGUGAAGGAGAUAAAUUGCAAAGGGGUUUUUUUAAAGAGGAGAUUAAGAUCCAGGAAGACAAGGAAAGAAGAGUUGAGGCUGUGUUUUAAAGUGGAUAAAUGCAAUGUGGAAAAAUAAUUUGAAUAGGACUGCAUGUAUAUGUUUAACCUGUUUGAAAGUGCAAGAGUAAUUCUGGGGCUUUUGCUUUUCACUAGGGCAGUUGCGAGCGUUGUGAACCCCCACUGACUGGGCAUCUCCAGUCCCUCAUUGAAACCUAGCCUCAGAUAGCCACACAUAAAUGCCAGCAGGGCUGCUAUGCAUUAUGCAAUAGGUGGAACUAGAAACUUGACAGCUGUGGCUUUCGUAUCAUAAAGGUGUAAGGAAAGGGGGUGAAUGAUAGCCACUAAGGGCAAUGACCUGGGAAUCCUCAGAUUCAAGUUUUCCCCAGUGCCCACAAAAUGCAUUUACAAAGAGCAGGUGCUACCUUGCAGGGCUGUUUGUAGAGACCUCCAAAGCGAACAUUUUUGGUGCCCCUUGAGUUAAAAGGGGAAAGUAGAAUGAAAAACUUCUGAUGAAUGUUAUUCGCCAGCAGCUCUGCCCUAUAUUCAGUAAAGGGAGACUCUCGUAAUGAACUUAUUUACCUUCUGUUCUAGCUGGUGGGUGGGUUGUAUUUAAAUCCAGCAAAUUGUGGGGUGGGGAGAAAGAUACUGUUCACAGUAGCUAUCAUCUGCUUGUAGCCAGCUUUGAUUCUGGAAAUGGAAUAUUUUGUUUCUUUUCUCCCUAUUUUACGCUUGUGACACCCCAACAAACAUGGGCAUAGCCAGGAUUUUUGUUGUGGGGGGCAGGCUUUUGUUAGGGGGACAGAACCUCAGAUUAGGCUAAUCUAGGUUAAUCUGGCUGCCCAUCUAUUACUGAGCCAGGUUUAAAGUCCAUGUAUUAAAUUACCAAGCCUUGAACAACUUAGGUCUAGGGUAUACCUCAGGGACAACUUGAACCCUUAUAUCCCGGCUCAGCUGUUGAGAUCCUCUGCAGAAGCGUUGUUAGCUAUUCCCUCAGCUGGUGAGACUCAUUUGACAAGAACAAAGAGCCAAGCCUUUAGUUUCAUUGGCCCAGUCCUGUGGAACUCCCUGCCUCUGGACAUUCAGUAGGCAUCUUCUGUGCCAACUUUUAAACACUUGCUGAAAACUUUUCUAUUCUGUCAGACUUAUGCAAGGAAUUGAAAAUACAUCUUUCCACAAUAGCUUGCUGAUUUCUCAUUCUUAUAGUUUAUAAUGGUUUUUAUUGUGUGGUUUUAUGUACUACUGUAUAUGAAAUAGUGGUAUAUAAAUAUUUUUAGAAAUAAACAAAAAAUUCAGCAUUUUCACUGCUACACCACACUGACUCUUCGGGACAUGUCCACCUUUUAUCCUCCUAACAACCCAGAGGUUAGGCUGAGAGAUAGGGACUGGCUCAUGGGCAUCUCAGUGAGUUUCAUGACUGAUCCUGAAUCUCCCGGGUCCUGACACCAUGCUGCAUGAGCUGGCUUGUACAGAAGCCCCCAAAUACUUGGCAAAAAAAAGCAAACCCAGAAAAGUUGUGGAUUGUGGCUAUUCUUUUGUUCCGUUUGCAACUGGUACCCCCAUUCGUUCUUCUUCCCCUGCUCCAAAUAAAUCCCAGGCUGCACACAGAGGAAAUUGAAAAUGCAGUCUAGGCUGGUUGUCCAAAGCAGAAACUGUGGAGGUCUUUGUUUGGUCUUCUCAAUCAUUUAUGCUGAUGCCAGGCAUGAUGGUGCCAACGAGGCUACCUACACAAUGUGCCAAGUCCACUGAGGGGUAAAAAAACAACUUUUAAUUGGACAAAUGAUGGUAGAAACAGCCACAUGGAUCUCUAAAGCAGAGCCGGACACCUUUCAGCUCUUGGGCUGCAAACGGCCUGCAGUCUGAUUUCACCCUGUUUUCUUUCAGAUGUCUGUUAAGAACUUUAUUGUUCAAACUAGCCUUUGGAACAGAGGCCACAUCCUCAUACUGCUUUGAACAGCCAUGGCUUCUCCCAAAGCAUCCUGGGAAGUGUAAUUUGUUAAGGGUGCUGAGAGACAUUAGGAGACCCCAUUUCUCCUCACAGGACUGAAGCUCCCAGAGUAGUUUUAUCAACCAAUCCCUCUUCCCAAAGAACCCUGGGAAAUGUAGCUCUUUGAGGAGGAAUUUGGGAGGAUUUCUUAACAACCUAUAGUUAGCAACCUAUAGUACCCAGGAUUCUUUGAGGGAAAGCCAUGCCUGUGGUUUUGGGGAAAUGGUAUCAGAGUGCAUGGCGCAGAUUUGACCUGGGUGUCUAAAACAGGGGUGGACUCAUAGUCUAAUUUCUGGAGUGGGGAGCCCUCACAGCUGUAUGUGACCCUCCAAGUCUUUAUGGCCUUUGGGGCUUUCUCUGGGCUACACUACCUCCUCCUCUGCCACACAAAGACCUCCCCAUGUCUCUUUCCCCACCAGCCCUGCCCCCCACCCUCCUUAAGUCUCUUUCCCUGGAUGGGAUGUGUCCUUGAACUCUGACCAUGCCUCUUCCUUGUCUGGAUGGAGGGUAGAGAAAUGGAUGUGUGAGAGUCUAUGGAAACUAGCCUACUAUCCAAAUGUAAAAUUUGCAUUUCUUGCUCCACCCACUUUUGCCCCUGGCCCCUGGGAGGUUGCACAGAAGGGAAUGUGGCCCUCAGGCAGGAAAAGGGGUUUUGAAUCCCUGGGAUAAAAAUUCCAGUGAAAUAGGGAUGUGCCCAAGGCCAAUCUUCUGGUCGCCAAGAAGAGUAUUCCUCAGCCACUGAAUUCCCUGGGGCUUUCAAAUUCCUCCUAAAAUUUAAUAAUGAUGGAGAAAAGUGCACCUCAUUGGAGAGAGCAUUCUGCAGCUGCGGAGCCACCACUGAAAAGACCACUGUUGUGGGGGGGGGAGAGUAAAGAGUCUUUGUCCCAACCUCUGUCUGGUACCCAGUGUGAGGAAUCGUUUCUGUUUCUACUGAUAGAGACAAUGUCUCAGAGCAAAGGCGUCGUGGUCCUUGCCUACAGUGGGGGGUUGGACACCUCGUGCAUCCUGGUCUGGCUGAAGGAACAAGGCUACAAGGUCAUCGCCUAUUUGGUAAGUUGACAAGGUGGAGUUCGAGCAGGAUCCAGGAGAGGAAGGGCUAUAGGUGUAACUCAGUAUCCCGUUCUCACUGGGGCCUCUCAGAUGCCUGUGGGAAACCAGCAAGCACAGUAGUGUAGCUGGCCAGCGGGGGCAGUCCGCACUGGGUGGGUGGGGGCAUAGGGUGGCAUGGGGGUCUUUAGGGUAGCACAGAGCUUUGUAGUGCGGCACAGUGGAUGCUAUGCAUCUGGAGGUGGGAUUCUGGGCAGCAGGGGAGCUUGAGGGUGGCAUGGUGGUAAUGGGGCAUUUCAGACUCUGCAGGGGGGCAGAGCCACUUCCCAUGCCUGAAAUCAGCAGCUAUGGAAUUCUGGUGGCUGCCCUUAAAAAACUCAACAACUUUGGCCUGCCCCGGGUGCCAGUGGGGGUUGCUACGCUGCUGAGCAAGCAGGACCCGAGCAUAAGAGCAGCUCUCCCCUCAUGUGGUUUCCAGCAACUGACAUUGUGGCCAGCUUUAUCCUCUUCCAUGAACUUGUCUAAUCCUGUUUUAAAGCCAUCUAGGUUAGCAGCCAUCCAUGCCUCCUGUAGAAGCAAGUUCCAUAGUUUGCACUGCGAAAAGGACAUAUUUUUAAGCAUCCUGAAUCUUCCAACAUUCAGCUUUGUUGGAGAUCCAUGAGUUCUAGCGUUAUGAGAGAGGGGGGAAAUGUUUUUUCUUCUUCUGUCCACUAUAUCUAAACAAAGAAGUUCCAAAAAUUGCAACCCUUCCUCACAGGGGAACAUUUUGGUUGCUCUUUUCUGAACCUUUUCCAACUCCACAAUAUCCUCCUCCUUUUAUUUUGCAGUAAGAUUUGGUUAAAUCUUGGGUCAGUUCUGGCUGAAAUUCUGGGUUAGCCACAGUUCAGCAAAGAAUCUGAUCUAUGUGUGUCUUCCAUCUCCCCACCCCUUUUACCCCAAAACAAAUAUUAAUAUAUGGCACGGUGUCUACUCUUCCAGGCCAACAUUGGACAAGAGGAUGAUUUUGAGAAGGCAAGAAAGAAAGCACUUUCCUUGGGAGCCGAAAAGGUGAUUCCUACACCCCCCCUCCACAUGCUAACAGUCAAUCAAAUGGGUUGCAAAUCCACAGAGCUGUCAGACUGGCCUAAUUUGCAGGGUUAGUUUGUCAGGUUGAUGGGAGAGAAUGUUAUGCAUGCAUUAUUAACAGGUCAGAAGCAUUGCAAGUGGAUUGCUCUGGGAAUUAUUUGGAAAGUUGCCUCUACAGCUAUGUAUAUGAAAUGAUGGCGUGGGAGGAAUUUGCCUACAAUGGCAGCACAGAAAUACUCUCCAAGUAUAAAUCUUCCUAUAGACAUAAAAUCUAAGACUGUCAUCAUUCUGCAGUUCACAUGGCUGCCAAUAGGUGGCCAUGCCAAUUGCAGCUUGACAACAGGAGCCUCUCAGCACUGGCCCCAGCCUGGGCAGUGCCACCUCCCAUGCCUGGUGCCUGACUGCCUGGGCCUCAGAAGUGCUGGGUGAGGGAGGAAGGCUACACUGGGCUGGGGGCCUCUCCCUGGGCUGCACUCACUUGGCUCCAACUUCCCUCCCUCCCUCCCUCCCUCCUCCUGUUGACCUUUUGGUUGGGUGUUGGGCAGUACCCCCUCCCCAAUAUUUUAUUCAAGUUAGUGCCAUUGAAGGGGACCACUGGAAAACUGUUGCCCAAGCUGAAGCCAGGCAAAGUCAGCCCCAGGCUGACCUCACCCUGCUCUAGCAAGAGGUUGCAUGGUGGGGUGUGUGUGUGUGUGGGGGGGGGUGAUGCGAUGCCAUUUUUUGGUUUUCAGGCAGCAGAAUGUCUUGGGCUGGCCCUGCACCAGAGAGUUUGCACUUGGGAUCACUAAGCACAGCUUGGUUGUGCAUUGACUCCCAAGAUAUACCUACUAGGCACUCUUUGUAACUUUUGUAAAAUACAGCCUUGUAUUACAGUUUUAAAACUGUAUUUCUAUAGCUGUUGUGUGGAUUGCCAACUUUCUGAAGCGGGGAGGGCAGGCACCUGAAUCAGGGUGUCAGAUGAUGAAUGUAAUUUUUGGGGCAGGCUUUACUUGCCCCAUCACCCCUUGGCAGGGUUCUGAGUUCAAAAUGUGCCUCCCUUCAGCUUCUGAUAAAUAACUGGGAACAAUCCCAUCCCCUCUCCUCCUCUCCAUCGGUCUCAGGUUUACGUUGAAGAUAUCAGCAGAGAGUUUGUGGAGGAAUUCAUCUGGCCGGCGGUCCAAGCCAACGCGAUUUACGAGGACAGAUACCUCCUGGGCACGUCACUGGCCAGGCCCUGUAUUGCCCGUAAGCAGAUGGAAAUAGCGCAGAAAGAAGGUGCCCAGUAUGUUGCCCAUGGAGCUACAGGCAAGGUAAGCAUUUGACGACUGGUGCUCAUUGAGACUGGCGGGAUGUAAGGCAGGAAGCCCAGCAGUAGGUGGCGCCAGAGCCAGCUGAUUCCAGUUCUGUCCCCAUCUUUCCUCUGCUGGGUUCCACAAGGACAACACUGAGACUUAAGGAAGACAAGGAAGCUGUCAGGCGGUGCCACUUGCUGGAUUGGUUGUAGGCAGGUGGGAGCUGGCUGAGCGCAGACUGGAAGAUUCAGGACAGAUAAAAGAAAGGACUUCUUCAUGCAGUGCAUCAGUGCUUUUAUUCAACCGGAGUGUGCUGGAGUGCAGUUCCAGCACGUCUCAGGUGAGUGCCAUUGCGGGCCAGCAUUCCUCUGCACUUCUUGCCUUUACAGUCAUACCUUAUAUUACGUUUGUUUCAUGUUACGUUUUUUAAGGUUGCAUCCCACGGUGACCCAGAAGUACUGGAAAUGGUUACUUUUGGGUUUCACCGCUCGCGCAUGCGCAAAUGCACAAAAUGACAUCAUGCACAUGUGCAGAAGCGGCAAAUCGCAACCUGCGCGUGUGCAGACGUGCCUCUGUGGGUUGCGUUCUUUUCAUGUUGCGAACGGGCCUCCGGAAUGGAUCCCAUUCUCAACCAGAGGUACCACUGUAUGUACUUCUGAGAAGCCCAAAACGAACAUUUCAGGUCAAUACAGAAACAGGCCGGUAUGUGUCAGUCUACACUUUUUUUUUAGAUCUAUGACUCCACCUAGCUCCUAGCCGUGACUGGUCAAGCUAUGGGACAGGGCCAAUUCGUAUUUCAUUUUCUUCAAUCAUUAUCCCAUGUAGUGGCAACAGGCUAUAAGCUUUGCAGCCAGGCCUCUACUGUUGCACACAUGUGUGUUUCUGCAAGGGCAUUUCUGAGCUGCCCUAGUCAGCCACCUGAAUCAAAGAGAAUGAGGGAGGCAGGGGCGUAUUUAUUUGACCUGCACCAGAACCAGGGGUGACCUCCAAACCAGCUAGGGAGACAGCUUGCCUUAUUUUUUAGCACCUUCACGGGUGGUGAAUGUGGCUGUUGUCAAACCAGCAUCUGUUCACGGUUGCCCUGAGUUGCCCAGCGACUUACUGUAACAACUUCAUGUUUUUCUUGAACAAGAGCACUGCAGUGCAGAGUUAAACUAUGGAACUCAAAACUGCAGGAAGCAGUGAAGGCCGGUAACUUGGAUGGCUUUAGAAAAGGAUAAGGCAAAUCUAUAGAGGAGAGAGAUAUCAAUGGUUACUAACCAUAAUGGCUCGGCUCUGCCUCCACAGUUGGAGACAGCAGUGCGUCCAAAUAACAGUUUCUAGGAGACACGGGAGAGUUGAGGGCCCUUGCCCACAGGUCCUGCUUGCGGGUUUGUUGCGGGCAUCAAGUUGGCCACUGUGACAACAGGAGGCAUGGGUGUUUGGCCUGAUCCAGCACGCUCUUCUUACAUUCAUAUUGGCUGAGAUUGGGGGCAGUGCCCCAUUUGCUCUUUCAAUGGCCUCAACUGCUUAGCCUGAGAGUUGCUUGGAGACCACCUCAUGGAGCUACAGUUCCCAGCAGCCCAAGCUAACUACAGUUCCCAGGAUUUGUGGGAAGCCAUGCCUAUUCAAAGGGCUUGAGGGUGCUUUAAAGGUAUGAUGUAGAUGUGACCCAAGAUUCUAGUCCUCAUAGAAUAAAGGACUGAAUUAAAUAGGAACAUAAAUCUGCCUUUUACUGAGCCAGACAGCUGAUACAUCUAGCUCAGUAUUGUCUGCACUGACUGGCAGUGGCUUUCCAGAGUUUUACUAGCUCCUAUCUAGAGAUGUCAGGGACUGAACCUGGAACUUCUACAUGUCAAACAGGUGCUCUGCCAUAGACAGCCCAUAAUUCAGGACUGGGGUUUCAUGGAAGAGCAACCUAAUCAACCCUUAGGCUGUGUACACACCAGACAUUUAAAGUACACCACCCAAUCAUGUGAGCUGUAAUUUGUUAAGGUUACUGGGAAAUUUAGCUCUGUGAGGCAUAAACUAUGGACCUCAGGGCUCUUGGGCUGCUGUGAAAUUUGCUUUAAAAGUGCUUUAAAUGUGUAUGCAGUCCUAUUGAAUCAAAAGAUAGCCUUUUAGCACUGCACUGCAAAAGAUAGCACUGCACAAACAUGAGAACUAGAAGCUUGUUUUAAAAACAAAACUGGAUCUGGAAUUCUCACGAGACCCAUCCCAAGUUGGGGUAGGGGUGGGAGGAAGAUAAUGUAGCCUUUUCGGACUAUGCCCUUUGGGGUUGUUCAAGAAGACUGGAUGCCAAUCUUUUGCAAAUCUGGUGUGUUUUCUUUUUCAAAUCUGGCAUGUUUUCUUUUUCGGUUAAAAAUUAAGCUGCUUUCCGGCAGAGGGGAGAGUCCAUCUGUUGCCCUGGAGUUGCUGGCUGGCUGGCUCAUCUAUUUAACCAUGGAAGCAUGCUAAGCCUAAGCAACCGCUUGAGGAACCCCAAGAUUCCUGGGGCAUCUGCUCUGCAAUGUGGAGAUCUUCAGGGGGAACAGCUUGCACAGCAUUACAGACAAGAAAUCCUAGCCCAUCAAACCCCAGUCACUGUUUCUCCAAAUGCCCAGAGAAAUGAAUGUGUCUUCUGAUGAAGCUGGAAUGAUGGCAGUGGUGCGCACAGCUCAGCUGAAAGGAAAUGCCACAAUCGGGUGGGAGCAAACGGAGUGGGAAGCUGAGGCCUCUGGAUGUUAAUGGACUACAACUCCCAUCAUCCUUGACCAUUGACCAUGCUGACUGGUGGUUGAUGGGAAUUGGUGCCCAAUCAGGGAUUGAAGCCCAACAAGAUGUUAUAGUCCAACAAGUUCUGGAGAACCACACAGUCUCUCUAUUUGUGGACUAGAUGAUCCUUUAAUCCCAGGACAUAAAAAUGUAAGAGCUUUCUGGGUCAGGCCAAAGGGGGUCCAUCUAGUCCAGCAUUCUGUUCUCACACUGGCUGACCGGAUGUGUGUGGGAAACACAACCACAAAACAUUCAACCACAAAAGCAAACUUCCCAUCCUGUGGCUUCCAGCAACCCGGGAUUCUCCAGCUGUCGUUCCUGGCUUGCAGGGGGCUGGACUAAAUGAUCCUUAGGUCUCUUUCGACCCUACAAUUCUUUGGUUCUACCAUAUCUGUUUUAUAAUUUUAAUUAUAAAAUAGGGGGUUUAAAAUAAGAAGCUACCCAUUUAAAUCUCACUCUAGUGAAGUUACAGCGCUCAUUCUCGGUCUCACUUUGGAAAUAAUUUGGAAAUCUAUGUGGAAAUAAUAAGUGCUCUUUAUUUCUGUUGUUGGUCUAGAAAGUUGUAUAGCAGGCUUCUUUCCACGAGAGGGUGCAAUGAAACCGUGCUUUUAAAGCCGCUUCCUUCCCAUUCUAAAGUUGCUGACUCAGAGUUUCUCUGGCUUGACAAGGCAGGAACUGUCCAGCAGGGGGGGGAGAGAGACUGUGCAAUGGACCCCCAGCAUCCUUCCAAGGAGUGCCUGUGGACUGUUCGUGAAUCAGGGAUGAAGCUUUUCGUGGCCAUUAAAGGCUGCUCUGAUCUCUGUUCCCCUUUGAUUCCAGUCCAUUAACUUCACUGCUUGGGUGUUGAGAGGAAUGAAAUAAACAAUGGCUUAUGUGAGCUCAAAAGAAUAAAAAAAUCUCCCUGGACCUACAGGGGAGAUGGACUGCCAUCCUGUUCUCACAGUGGUCAACCAGAUGCCCCAAUGGGAAAUUUGCAGGCAGGAUUCGAGCACAAAAGCACAACUAUCCCCUCCUGUGAUUUCCAGCAACCGGUGGUCAAAAGCACCCCUGCCUUCAGCUGUGGAAGCCACUGUGCACAGCCACUGUGGCUAGUAGCCAUGAAGGAACAGCUUUCCCUUCUAUGAAUUUGCCCAAUCCUCUUUUAAAGCCCUCCAAGCUGGUGGCCAUCACUACCUCCUGCAGGAACAAGUUCUAUGGUUUAACUGUGCGCUGCGUCCUGAAGCUUCCAACAUUCAGUUUCAGUGGGUUGCCACAAGUUCUAGAGCAGGGUUUCCCAAACUUGGGCCUUCAGCUGUUUUUUGGAGUACAAUUCCCAUCAUCCCUGACCUCCUGCUAGCUAGGGAUGGUGGGAGCUAUAGUCCAAAAACAGCUGGAGGCCCAAGUUUGGGAAAUCCUGUUAUGAGAAAAGGAGAGAAACCUGCCUCUAUACACCUUCUCUGUGUCAUGCAUAAUUUCAUAAAUUGUGUCACCUCUUAAUUGUCUUUCCUCUAAACGGAAAUGUCCCAAAUGCUGCAACCAUUCUCUCAUAGGGGAAAUGGUUAGGGAGGCCAGGAGAACCAGUAACCUGAUUCCCCGUCUCCAAAGCAGUCCAUCCUCUGGUUGCAUUGCCAACUUCUUUAAUGCACCAUGCACCAUCUGCAGGACCUUGCAGCUGGGCAGCAGAUGGGGCUGUUUGGGGCCUGCAAGGGAAAUGAGUGUUCUAAUAGAUGUUUCCUCCAGAGUGUUUUGUAACAGUCCCUGGAGGCUCCUGCAGUCAGGAACAAGUUUAGCCAUGUGUAUUCUCUUUCCAGCCCUCUCCUGAAGAACAUCUCCACCUAAUUUCCAUGGGCACUGUUUAUUACUUGUGAUUACAUUUAUACCCCGUCUUUCUUCAAAGACGGCACACAUGGUUGUCCUGCUACCCACUUGCAACCUCACAACAACCCUGUGAGGCAGUCUAGGCUCUCAGACAGUGAUAGGUCCAAGGUCAUGCCCCCCCCCCCCAACUAACCUCCCAAUUGUCUCCACCCAAGAAGGGGUGCGAUGGUAAGACUGUAAACUCUCAAAAGCGGUGUGCAGUCGUUGCUAAGUUUGCGAAGCACUGCUCCAGACUAUGGACCUUCUGAGUUAUCUCCUCACCUUGAAACCGUGUAAAGGGACUGUUUUUUGGAAUCCCCCCUUUUCCUCCAAGUUGCUCAAGGUGGCAUACAUGGUCCUCACACUCUUUAUUUAAUCCCCACAACAACUCUGUGAGGCAGGUUAGGCUGAGAGUGAGUGGCAACCCAAGGUUACCCGGUAAGCUUCACGGCCAGGCAGCAAUUUGAACCCUGGUCUCUCAGGUCCUAGCCCAACACUCUAACCCCUAUUCCACACUAGCUCUCCUUGACGGGAAGGCUAGGAGGUCACCUGCUUUUGCAUGCAGAAGUCCUCCAAGUUCAAUCCCCAGCACCCUGCCCUGAAACCCUGAGCAGCUGCUGCUGGUCAGUGGAGACAGUACUGGUGGUGCAAUGGUUCAACAGCUUCCUAAGUCCCUGUAUAAUUCCCAUCUUUAAUUUAGAACUAGGAGGACUGGAAUCUUAACUUUUAGGGGAAGGGGCUUAGCUGAGUUGUAGGCUACCUGCUCUGCAGGCAGAAAGUUGCAGGUCCAAUCCCUGUGGGCAUCUCCAGGCCGGGCUGGGUAAAGACCCUCUUCCUGAAAGCUCUGGAGGGCAGCUGCCAGACAGGGUAGACAGCACUGAGCUAGAGGUACCCCACGGUUUGACUCAGGAGAAGGUAGCUUCCCGUGUUCCUAUUUAAAUCAGCUCUUAGUUCUGAACCAAGAUGACCAGAAGCUCUUUCAAGUGUCCCAUAGGGACUAGAAACUUUGACCACGAAUCAAAGCAGAGGUCCCCCUCCCCACUGGAAUCUGACACACUUCUUGCUUUUGAAAAUUGUGAGAUGUAUGUGCACCUGGUGACAUCAAACAGACCAGACCCCAGCCCCGCUGGUUGAUAACUGAGUGGAACGAUCCAUCUUUGGGAUGGCUUUGUGCCAGUAUUUGCCUUUUGCAAUAAUGGUAAGCAGAUGGGCGAGGGAUUACACGCUCACUGAGAAGGUUAAUUAGAGAAAGACACUGUCUGGGGGUGUACUAUGCCCAUUGAUGUACAGGGGGAGCCCAUCAAGCCAUUAGCUACAGUUCUCAUUAAAAGAUAGGUGCUUUCCCUGACACUUAUUACCUCUUCCUACAGCUUGUGAGUCGCAAGUGGGAACUCUGGACUACUCCAGAUGACCUGUUUAUUGAAUAUCCUCCUGAUUUGCUUGUACAAAACCAAUGGAGAGGUUAGGCUAUGCCCAGACCUUAAUGAGUAUGUUUUCUCAUUUGUUUCCAAGGAGGUUAUACAAUAUAGGAGAGUUUGUUUGCAAUGAGGGUGUACUAUAAAGGAGUAUUCAUCCUGCUAAUCUCUGGAUUUGCUGGCAGGGUUUUACACAUCUUCCCAUUAAUCAUUCCUUCACCCCACUCUUCUCAAGCAUUUCCCUUUCGCUUUCCUAACUGCAAAAGUCUCUCUCUUUUAGAGCCAGGGUGACAGAACUCUUUAAUCUGCUUUACGUGCAUAAACCUAAAUAUCCAGAAUGCACUUGAAACUUUCCUGCAGAUAGUGAAACAGGUUAACCUCCCCCCCUUCAUGUUCCAUGAUACUAAUUAGCCUCUUCCCUCCAUUCUUCUGAUUAAUGCUUUGUUUGAAACAGUAUCAUAUCACUUUAAUCAGUCAUGACUUUCUCCAAAGAAUUCUGGGAGCUGUAGUUUGUUAAGGGUGCUGAGAAUUGUUAGGAGACCCCUAUUCCCUUCACAGAACUACAUUUCCCAGAGUGGUUUAACGAUCGAUCCCCUUUCCCAAGGAACACUGGGAACUGCAACUCUGUAGGAUGACAGGGAUAGCUAACAACUCUCAGCACCCUUAACAAACUACAGUUCCCAGGAUUCUUUGAGGGGAGCCAUAACUGUUUAAAGUGGCAUGGUACUGCUACAAAUACAGGCUUUGUGAGAUUUUUUUAAACUAAAAAAAUGCCAGCUUCUAUGGAAAUGUCAACUAUCCGAUAAAUAAGAGACCAAAAUUGACUGAUUUGCCUACCCCUAAAUGCUAAAAGAACCUUUUAUAGGAUGCCAGUGUAAACCAAACCUUAAGUUUACCUUUUUUAAUUUAGAGAAAAGAAGGUCUGUACAGGUAUUAAAUCAAGAGUUAUUGAUGUAUCUCCCCAUAAAGCUCUUUUUCAAGAGUUGCAAUGAGGACUAUAAGCUUUAAAGUCGGCAAAAGGAAGCAAUUGGGGGCUCUCAUAAAGAGCUGGCCUUUAUCAACUUUCCUAGUGAACCUCAGUCAGUCUGCAGCCAAUCAGUCACAGUGGGGCAGGAAAAAAAUGCUAGCCCUUGAUCAGCAUGGCAGGAAUUGAAACCUGCCUGUGAUUCAGGAGUGUUUGAUUGUACUCUGUGUUCUUCUGUCCUUUUUAGGGUAAUGACCAAAUUCGCUUUGAGCUCACCUACUAUGCCAUCUGCCCUCAGAUCAAGGUAAGGAGCUAUACCAGUGCACUGAUGAUCUCCCAUCAAAACAAAGUUGAUAAAUUAUCGGAGGGGGCAUUCGUUUUAGUGGGGAAUAGAAAAUCAAACUGAAUUGGGCCUCAGUUGGGAUGCCGAUUCAUAGCAUGAGAUGGGGGAGUUUAUUCUCUCUGGUGAUUGCAGAAGACCCCUGUUCCUCUCCUAAGAACUACAAUUCCCGGAGUUUCCUUAAGAUGAGGGAAUCAUUGUUUAAACCACUCUGGGAACUGUAGCCCUGGGAGGGGAAGAGGGCCUCCUAACAAAUCUCAGCACCCAUAAUGAACUACAGAUCCUGGAAUUCUUUGCAGGGGCAGAAACGUAACUGUUUAAAGUCGUAUCAUAGCGCUUUAAAUGUAGGGUGCAAAUGUGGCCUCAGUUAGUAACCCAGUGGUUCCCAAAGUGGGUGAUACCGCCCCCUGGGGGGCAGUAGGAUUACAUGUGGGGGUGCUAAGAGGCAAGUGGGCAGCAGAGGGUGCUGGUGGAUAUGUAAAUGACCAUCAUAUUUUGAAAAGUUAGCAUUUCUGGAUCAAAUUUAGCAGUUUUGUUGAAUUAAUUCAACUAAAUAGUUUUAAUUGGAUUAUGAAUAAAUGUGCAAUUAAUUGUUACUAUUUUGAAUGUUAUUGUGCUGUUAUCUUCCUUAGUGGGGCUAUUCUGAAUAUUGCUAUUUUAUAGGGUCGGGAGCAUUGGAGAUGUGUAUGGAACCAAGAGGGCAGUAGCCAGAAAAAGUUUGGGAACCAUUUUUUUAACCCUGAAGCUUCAAUAUACUCUAGAAUUCCAUUCUGUUGUCUUACACACAAUUCCCUCCCCAUUUUUUUGCUGAUGCCCAUCUGAAGGCAAUCCUAUUUUAGCUGAUGUCCCUUCCCAGCCAAACAACUGAAACUAGAAAUCAGUUCUUCUGAGUUACAUAAAAAACCCAGAAAAUUUGUUGUCAAAUCUACUGGCUUUCAAAUGGGUUGUUCUGAUCUUUUAAUCGGCCUCCUGUUUUAACCCAAACUGGAAAAGGCGAAAUGGACACCUGAAUUGCACCUUGCCUUGGGCUGGUCAUUAAGUUACAGUAACAGCUUGAGAGCAUCUUGGAUUACCUUUGUUUGGUGAGAUUAAUGCAGGAGAUGCUUAAUGGCCAGUGCUCCUGGCUAUCCAAAAGAGCUUUGAAACUCUCUCUCCUCCAGGCAAGGGUUCAUUCUAGUAGCUGGUUUGGGGAAAGUCUCCAGAGCUGUGGUCCCCAAACUUUUCCAGGCCACUAUCACCUUGGUUCCAGAAACUCAUUAUUCUGAAUGGCAGUUUGCACGACCCGCUAAAGAAGAUAAUAACACAAUAAGAUUCAAAACAGUAACAAUGAAUUAGCAUUUAUUGAAAAUCCAAUUAAAACUGAUUCAACAAAACUGAUGAACUUGAUCCAGUGAUACCAGCUUUUCAAAGUAUCCCCAUGUGUCUUAGAAGGUAAUCCCACUGCCCCCAGGGGGUUGGUCUUCACCUUGUGGACCAGGUCUAAGGGGGAGAAAUCCAACUCUGGCCUCAUUUAUAUAUGAACCAACCCAAAUUUGCACAUUUUGGAAAUUGCACUCUGAAAUCUGCCCUUCUCCAGCCAAGCAAUGUGUCCCCCAAAAUAAAUAAAAAUGUAUACACUAGAGUAAAGUGUGCAUAAAAAUGCAUAUAAUCAUGAAAAUAGCUCACACAGCUCCAAUAGUUAUUUUGGGAAAUUGUGGCUGUUAGAUGUGGCUUCAUAGCGCUUUGAAUGUAUGGUGUGAAAGUGGCCUAUAAUGUAUCUUCCAAAUGUUGCUGGGGUUAUAUCCUACCAAGCACUACUCAGAGGAGACUCACUGGAAUGAAUGUUCUUAAGUUAGCCAUGUCCUCUCAUUAAGGAGGACUAUCAGUGGAUCCUGUCCUUCAACUUCUGGCAGAAGAACAUCAGAAGAGCCUGGCUCCUGGGUCAGGCCAGUGACCCAUCUAGUUCAGCAUCUUAGUUCUCACAGUGGCCAACCAGAUGCCCAUGAUGGGAAGCCCACAAGCAGGUCCAGAGUGCAGCAGCUCUCUCCCUAUUUGUGAUUCCCACCAACUGGUAUUCAGGGGCAUAGUGCCUCUGACAGCAGAGAUAGAACACAUUGCGGCUAGAAGCCAUUGGUUACUCUGUCCUUGAUUUUAUGUUAGAACCCGAUUCUACCAAACUCAUAUUUGCUGACAACACCCCCGAAUAACCAGUUCUUUCCCACCACUCUCUGUAGAUCAUUGCUCCUUGGAGAAUGCCGGAAUUCUACAACCGCUUUCGGGGCCGAAGUGACCUCAUGGAAUAUGCCAAGGUAGGAGAAUUCGCCCAUCUCCUGUAUUAGUCCUUUCCCCUUGUUCCUGUAACUGCCAUACCCCUGUUAAUUCCUGCAAUUAAAAGUAUGAUUCUUUUGAGUAUUGGGACUCCCUUCCUGGAGAAGCCCGUUGGGCUCUCUCCUUGUCCUUCCACUGGCAGGGAAAGACUGUUUUGUUCUUUGAGAAUUGACUGUUUCUUAAGGAUGGGGCUUUAAAUAGUGCUGUGCUGUUUCUGUCAUCUGUAUUUUAAUACAUUUGGUGUGUUUUUUUAAAUAUUGUUUUUAUCCUAUUUGGGUUUAAUUACUUUUUAAGAUAAUGGUCUUUUAUAUGUGUUUAGUUUUUUUGUUUUUUAUCUGUGUUGUUUCAGUUUGUGUAAGCUGCCUUGAGCCCUGGUCUGGGGGAAUAGGCAGUAUAUAAAUAAUAAUAAUAAAUUUAGUAAUAAAUGAGCCACUUGCUCUCAUCGCCAUUGAGAGCAGCCUGAGGCAUUUUAAGCCUCUGCCCCCUGGGCUGCUCUCAGGAUCUUAACAGGCCAGGCAGAUGUCCCUUUCCCAUUUUGUAGCCUGCCUCCUGGUGUGCAAUGUGAGAGGCAUUUGGUUUCUCAGGCCCACAGGAAGAAGGGGCCUCUGAGCAACCCAGCUCUCGGCCUUUCUAGUGCAGGACAUUCUUCCAGGGCCUCAGGCGCUGUAAUCACUUGGUCUGCCGCAGCUGGCUGGAAGUCCUAGACCUGGCCUUGUUUCAUAGCUGAUGCCUCUGUAGCCUCUGACUCUAUGCCCUGGUUGCGGCUGGAUUUAAGGGUCAUGAACAGGAUUUUGCUACUUCGGAUUCUCAGCAUGUGCUUCCAUGUGGAAAUUUGCUGCAGCCUCGGAAUGGUCUUCAAAUAAGUUUUACUCAGAGUAUACGUUUUGAAAUAUGUUCCUUUGUCUGUCUUGAACUCAGAGCAGGGUUAGCAAAGGCCAGGGGUGCCAACCUGAAUAAAAUAUUGGGGGGGGGGGGGAGGUAAGCCCUGCGCUGCAUAAUUGAUCGUGAUGUGAUGCAUGCACACCAUUUGAAUGGCAACGCCCAUCAAUUUUUUUGGGGGGGGGUGCCUGCCCCCUCAGAUUUUUUUAUUGUGGGGCUGAAGGCAAAGGUAAAAGAGGGUGAUAUUAUUCUACACUGCAGCAACACCUAUAGUGUCCAGGUCAAGGGAAAGUAAUAGUCCCACUCUGUCCUGCCUUGGUUAGACCACACCUGGAGUCCUGUGUCUAGUUCUGGGCGCCACAAUUUAAGAAGGAUAUUGGCAAGCCAGAAUGUGUGCAGAGGAGGGCAACCAAGAUGAUCAAGGGUCUGGAAAGCAAGCCUUAUGAGGAAUGGUUGAAGGAGCUGGGCCUGUUUAGCUUGGAAAAGAGGAAACUGAGGAGAUAUGACAGGCAUCUUCUUUUUUUAAAAAAAAUAAUUUUUAUUAACAGGCCAAUCACAUCACAUUAUCCAAAUCACACUAGUUCCAAAUUAUACAGCCAAAUUUUUAAAUUUUGUUGGGGGUACCCAUACAUCAAGCUCCGAACGGGUCCAAACAUCACUUAUAUUGCUGCUUUAAUUAAACUUUUCUAUCCAGUUCAAUCCAGAUAGUCCGUUAUUACUUUCUUCAUCUUCUUGUUAUCAUAUAUUCCUUUCUUUGCCAUCUCUGAUAAUCUUCACAAGCGGAUUAGAAACAGACAUCCUCUGUGUGGGUUUUGCACUCUCCAAAGAUCAUAUCACUUAGGGAUAGCUGCCAUUCCACGCUUCCAUAAAAUUUUUAUCUUCGGUCUGUCCUUUAAUUUUCUCAGGCUUGCCAAGUAUAUCAGGAGGGCUCUGUCAGGUUAAGAUCAGAUUCCAAUCAUCAUUCACAUUCCGAUGGUCCUGAUCCUCCUCCCCCUGUCUUUCUUUCUUAGACAAGCCUGUCUUAGCGAGAUGCCAUUUAAAGCUGCGUCAUAAAAUUUUCCUCCGUUCUCCGUUGUUUACCAGUCAUCUCUUUAACUAUAAUCCACUCCACACAGUUCUUGAAUUCCUGCUUGUGAUUAAUAAAACGCAACGAUCUUCUUUCUGGGGUGGAGGGUUAUUAAUAUUCACAUAAGGCAAAGUAAAGAAAAGUUUUUUCCUCCACCCCCCUUCUUUUUCACUCCAAACAUACCAGUCUCUUAAUGGUGGUUCAUCACUUGAUUUAUUUGUCCCAUCCGUCGCUCCGGUCACAGAGAUCCAUUAAUCAGCAGUCUUAUCUCCCGGACUUUGCUUGAUGUAUGUGCUUUAGCUUCUUUCCAAUUAUAUGUUUCCAAUUAUAUUUUCGAGCUAAAGCGAACCAGCACGCGCUGAUUGGAACCGGUGUCAGGAAGAGCCGACCUCAUCGAGGGCUCGUGCCAAGUGACCGGCACCCCCUUCUUUCGAAUCCGGGGGUGCGUUAUGGACACCGCUGGCAAGGCAGCCCCCCAUCUCCUUGGGGGAGGGCAGGAAGACUGCAUACUUCCCAUAGCAGCCUCUUAAUUACCUCGUAUGGGUCGGAGAGAUGUUAUUGUCGGCCAUCUUCCAAUGUGCCACCUGGUGGCCCCCCGAUAUGACAGGCAUCUUCAAAUAUCCAAAGGGCUUCCUUUCACACGGAAGAUGGAGCAAACUUGCUCCAGAGGGUUAAACUCAAACCAAUGGCGUCAAGUUACAAGAAAGGAGAUUCUAACUAAACAUCAGGAAGAACUUUCUGACAGUAAGAGCUGUUUGACAGUGGAACGGACUGUCUCAGGCAGUUGUGGGCUCUCCUUCCUUGGAGGUUUUCAAGCAGAGUUUAGAUGACCACCUGUCAUGGAUGCUAGUUGAGAUUCCUGCAUUAAGUGGGUUGGACUGGAUGACCCCUGGGAUCCCUUCCAUCUCUAUAAUUCUAUGAUUCUAUGACUUGACUUGAGCCAGUGUGGUGUAGUGGUUAAGAGUGGUGGACUCGUAAUCUGGUGAACCAGGUUCACUUCCCCGCUCCUCCACAUGCAGCUGCUGGGUGACCUUGGGCCAGUCACACUUCUCUGAAGUCUCUCAGCCUCACUCACCUCACAGAGUGUUUGUUAUGGGGGGGAGGAAGGGAAGGGAGAAUGUUGGCCGCUUUGAGACUCCUUUGGGUAAUGAUAAAGCGGGAUAUCAAAUCCAAACUCUUCUUCUUCUUCUCAUUUCCCCUUCUCAAACUUGGAACACAGUUACUCCAUCACUGAGCACCCCGUUCCUGUGAAAUCGAGGCUGCUUUGCUCAUGUCCCCUGGGGGAGGGGGGGCUGAAACCUUCCAGAGUGCUUUAAAAAACUGCCGUCCAUUCUGCCUCCUCUCUCUCUCUACACCGUUCACAACGUGUCAUUUUCCCCCUUCUUUCAUCACAACGAACCUUUAAUUUUCUAACCUUCAAGGCCACUUUGGAUUUUAGCUGAACGCAAUCUCGCCUGCUCGUUACCGCAGCAAUUACAGGCACCCCCUGCAGGAGGCUUCCACAUAUCCUCGGUUUUUGGGGCGUAAGGAUAGUUCCCCCUUCUCCCUUUUUUUUUAAAAAAAGGCCCGUAAUUACCUAGAUGUUAAUUGUCAUCCACUUUGAAGGCAGAAACUUGUCCCCACUUCAAUAGCUCCUUCGAGAGACAAAGUAAAUGCCUUUUUUGCCCUCCCCUCCCCAAUGCCUUUUAUUCCCCGCUUUUUUUUUUUUUUUUUUUUUGAAGAACAAGUUUCAAUAAAACAUAUUAGAAGUUUUGCAUCAGAGCCCCUUGGCUGCCCACCAGGGGACCUUUUCUUUCCCUGCGACUUUAUGGAAAUGGUUGACAACUGGGCUCAAUCAAUCAAGAGGAAAAGAGCAGUUCGGUGUAUAAACCAGAAAAUUGCUUGAGGUUCUCUCUCUCUCUCUCUCUCUCUCUCUCUCUCUCUCUCUCCUUCCUAGUUCUUUUUUUAAAAUAAAAAACACCCAACAACAACGCCCAUCUAAAGCGGAUCCAAAGCUGUGUUGAGUCAGAAAGAAUUAUUCUGCAGAGGGUUCUGAGACCGGAUGCUGUCGCUCUCGGCCUCCCUUUUAAAUUUUAUAUUUUGGAAAUAAAGAGGCACGUGCUUUUCCCGACGCUUGUCUUUUACCAUCUGUUAUUUAUUCCUAAGUAGGCAAUUUCCAAGAGACUCCCAUAUGUUUCCAAACGGUCAAAUUAUUAACUUCGCCCUCUCUCUGUUUGUGUGUAUGUAUGUGUGUGUGUAUUUUAAUUGUUAUUUGUAUGGGAAACUGAAGUGUGCGCCUUUUCUCUUUCCAAGAAAAAAAAGGCCACAGCUAUAAGCUGAGGAGAGGGCCCCCGCUCGAAGCAAUUAAUGUGGACGAAAAGAGUUGCGUUCCAGACUUUUCAAACCGUGGCCGUGUGUUAGGGAAAGGGCAGGGGGGAAGGGGAAAUGGUUGGUUAAUGGAUGCACAACCUGGGGUUUUUUUGUGUUUGUUUGUGUUCAUUCACCACCAGGGUAUUGUUGUUUGAAUCUAAGGUGCUGGAUGAGGAUAUUGGAGAGCUUUUAGAGAGCCUGUCCUGCCACAAGCAAACUGUUCCUUUAUCUCCUGUCCAGCAGAUUCAGCCAGGGUUUUGUAAUGCUUAGAGAGCCAGACUAAAAGGCAGUCGAAAAAUAACACAUGCAUAAGAAUAACCUGUUGGAUUAGGCCAUUGGCCCAUCUAUCCCUGCACCGUCUGUUAUCCUCACAGGGCGCCAAACAAAUGCCCCAAUGGAAAGUUUUUCCUCCUGGAUGUUGGAAGCUUUAAGACGGCCUUCAGUAUACCUUCAGGUAUACUGGACCAAUGGCCUCGGUCCAGUAUACCUGAAGGAGUGUCUCCACCCCCAUUGUUCUGCUCGGACACUGAGGUCCAGCGCCGAGGGCCUUCUGGCGGUUCCCUCACUGCGAGAAGCCAAGUUACAGGGAACCAGGCAGAGGGCCUUCUCGGUAGUGGCACCCGCCCUGUGGAACACCCUCCCACCAGAUGUCAAAGAGAAAAACAACUACCAGACUUUUAGAAGACAUCUGAAGGCAGCCCUAUUUAGGGAAGCUUUUAAUGUUUUAUAGGUUUUUUUAUUGUAAUAUUCCGCUGGAAGCCGCCCAGAGUGGCUGGAGAAACCCAGCCAGAUGGGCAGGGUAUAAAUAAUAAAUUAUUAUUAUUAUUAUUAUUAUUAUUAUUAUUAAGAAUAAAGGACUCAUCCACACAGUGCAAAGCUAAACUAUGGAACUCACUCCUGCAUGGAGGCAGUGGCUACCAAUUUGAAUAGCAACAGAUGGAUACCAACUUGGAUGGCUGUAUGAAAGAAUUAGCGUGAGUUCAUGAAGGAGAGUGCUAUCGAUGGCUACUAGCCAUGCCAGCUGUGCAGUGCUUGUGAAUGCCACUUGCUGGAAACUGCAGGAGGGACAAUGCUCUUGUGCGCAGGACCUGCUUGCAGUUUUCCCAGCAGGGCCACUGCAAGAAGAGGAUGCUGGACUAGAUGGGCUAUUGGCUUAAUUCAGCAGGCUCUUAGGUCCUUAUCCUCUUAUGUUCUUAGUGAUGAUACAAAGGGACCUAUCACUUAGUGGUGGAGCCUGCAGGUUAUAUGUUAAAAGUCACAGAUCCAGUACCUAAGUAGCCCUACUGUACAAAACUUUCAUAGGCCAGUCUAUCACAGGGACUGAUGUGGAACACCCUUAAGAGGCCUGCUGCAUCUGUCUCUGUGAGUAGCUGGGCAGUGGUCAGGGCUCUGAGCACAGUUCUUGAAAAUGCUUGCAAGUCACUUGGAGACCUUGCUUGUGUACCAAAUGACUUAUAAAGUCAGUAAAUAUUAUUCCGUGUUAUAACUAGUACCCAGAAUCUGCUACUACCAAAGUUCACGGUGUCAAUCCCCACCAUCUCUGGUAAGGGUUGGGAAAGAUUCUUGUACUGGUACUAUUACUGUCUUAUGGCUGGUAUUACUUUCUACACCAGCUGUGGGCAAGUACCAUGUUUGCUGGGGCUGAUGGGAGUUGUAGUCCAGCAACAUCUUGGGGUGGGGGCAAAGGUUCUCUACCCCUUCUCUAUGGUACAGUCAUAACUCUUGUUACGUUCAGUUCAGAUUACGUCUUUUCAGGUUGCGUCCCGCGGCGACCCGGAAGUACUGGAAAGGGUUACUUCCGGCUUUCGCCGCUCAUGCAUGCGCAGACGGACACAAUGACGUCACGCGCAUGCGCAGAAGUGGCGAAUCGUGACCAGCGCAGACGUGGGUUGCGUUCUGCUCAUGUUGCGAACGAGGCUCCGGGAUGGAUCCCAUUCGCAACCAGAGGUACCACUGUAUAUUUUAUCUGCUUAUUCACUCUGCAGUUGGAUACCUCUUGAGAUGACAUAACCAAAUUUUGCACAGCGGUUCCCAAGACCUAGGAGCAGGUUUGGAUAAAAUUGGAUGCCGUUUCGAAACAAGAUUGCAGACUGUACCUUUCAAAACUGCAUUGAUUUUAUCCAGAUUUCAAAACUCCACAGAUUUGGGGGUUCCUAAGAAUUACCAAGCAAUGCUGAGUUCAAGAGUGCUAAUUAUUAUUAGCUUCUGGAGUCCAACGCCCAGUCUCCUGAAUCCCUAACAGGUAUUCCUGUCGUUCGAGAAAAAUAAAGAUAAAAUUUAGUCUAAUGUCAUUUAAAACACAGGUGGAAUUGGAGCGUUUUCAGAGUGCCACUAACAAAAAAGAAAAUGACCAGGGUUUUGCUUCACUUUAUUUAUUUGAAACCUUUAAACCACUGCCUCUUUUAAAACCCAUGGUUGCAUAAAACACCUAAUCCAUGUUUCACAGGCUUGUCAGGGUGUGUGUGUGUGUGUUCGCGUAGCCUCCGGGGUGGGCUCCAGGACGCGGAAUGGCGGGUGGGGUGGGGGAGAGAGAGAUUUGUGGUCAUAAAAAGAGAAUUAGCUUCCCCAGCCUGCCCUCCGCUUCUUAUAACAGCCCAUUCAGUAUAAACAAAGGGGAGCUUUAAUUGACUAACGAGCUCUUCAAAGCUAAUGGACCAGUGCGGUCGCUGGAGUGUGAAGUGGGUGGGUGGGGGGGUUGCUCCCUUUCACAGGACUCGGAGCGUGGACAACUAUACGCUCGCGCAGUCGGCCUCACCCCGAUGGAUGGGUGAGAAAAGAACAGCAGGCCAGGAAGAGUGCCUUGUGAGCUGAAAGACGUGGGGCAAGGAGCAUUUUUUUCAGCCCUGAGGGCCCACAUUCCCUUCUGGGUGACCACUUGAGGACAGUAUGCCAGUGGUGGGCAGUGCCAAAGGGAAAAGUGGGUGGAGCAAAGAACAUAAAGGUUACAUCUGCCUAAUAAUAAUAAUAUUUUAUUUGUCCCUGCCCAUCUGCCUAGGUUACCUCAGCCACUCUGGGCGGUUUCCAACAUAUAUAAAAACAUAAACACAUUAAACAUUAAAAAGCAUCCCUAUUCAGGGCUGCCUUCAAAUGUCUUCUAAAAGUUGUGUAGUUCUUUAUCUCCUUGACAUCUGAUGGGAGAGGGCAUUCCACAGGGCGGGAGCCACUACAGAGACAGCCCUGUGCCUGGUUCCCUGUAGCUUCAUUUCUCACAGUGUGAGGGCACUGCCAGAAGGCCCUCGGUGCUGGUUAGUUUCUACAAACAUACCCUCUCUGUCGUCCACCCAGGCAAGCAAGAGACGCGAUCAGAUUUUGAGGACACAUUUCAGCCAGGCCAAAACACUCAAGGAGGGUGUGGAAGCAGGGCUGGUGGUGGGUGAGGUAUCCAGGAGGGGAAAGGCUCAGAAGGCCACAUUUGGCCUCUAGGCCUGAGGUGCUCCAGCCUCCAACAAGAGAAAUGCCAAUGCAAAUGAUUUGGGUAAUUUAUUUUUCUGCCACCCUCAUGGAAGCAACAGAAAGGCAUGUCCCUCCCUGCCGAAACUUGGAAGCACUGGUCUUUAACAGUGAAGAUUCGCGGGGGAUUUUGUGAGAUAGCCUCUGUCAUAAGAACGUAAACAAAGCCUUCUGGAUCAGGCCAGUGGCCCAUUCAGUCCAGCAUCCUGUUCUCACAGUGGCCAGCCAGAUGCCCAUGAUGUGGAAGCCCACAAGCAAGACAUGAACGCAACAGCAUUCUCUCCACUUGUGAUUCCCAGCAAUUGGUAUUCAGAGUCACUGCCUCUGACAGUGGUGGUAGGACAUAAGUAGAGUCUGGCUGCUAUGGACUACAUUGAAUUGUAGUCUAGUCCAAUCCAAUCCCCUGCAAUGCAGGAAUCUUUUGCCCCAUGUAGGGCUUGAACCCACAACACUGAGAUUAAGAAUCUCAUGCUCUACCAACUGAGAAGCCCACAAGCAGGACCUGAGCACAAGAGCCCUCUCUCCCCUCCUGUGGUUUCUAGCAACUGGUAUUCAGAAGCAUUUCUGCGUCUAGCUGUGGAGGCAGAUCAUAGCCAUCAUGGCUAGUAGCCAUCAAUAGUCCUCUCCGCCAUUAAUUUGCCCAAUCCUCUUUCAAAGCAAUCCAGGUUGGUGGCCACUGGCACCUAUGGGAAUCAGUUCCACUCAUCAACUCUGCUAUAUGAACAAGUCCUUUCUUUUAUCUGUCCUGAGUCUCCUAACAUUCAGCUUUAUAGGGUGUCCACUAGUUCUAUUGUCAUGAGAGAGGGAGAAAAACUUUUCUGUGUUCUUUUUCUCCAAGCCAUGCAUCAUUUGAUAAACCUCUGUGACAUCAUCUCUUACUUAUCUUUUCUCUAAACUAAAAAGCCCCCAGUGCUGCCAGCCUUCUUCUUAGUGCAGCUCUAUCUACUUGAUCAUUUGGGUAGCCCUUUCCUGAACUUUUUUGAACCAUACAAUACCCCUUUUUGAGGUAGGACGGGCUAUAGCCUGAGGUACAUUCUUUGGCCAUUGCUGUUGCUUUAAAGUGUUUUCUUGGAUUUCAAUAUUGAAUGGUGACAUGGUUCUUGUCACCCACCCUGGGACCUUGCAGCAAAGGGUUGGGUAAUAAAUCUCUUAAUAACUAAAUAAUAAAUUAACAGGCACGCACACACCCUCCUCAAGGCAAAGAACCUAGACUUGAAAGCUGUCCCUAACAGAUGGUCACCCAGGCUCUGAUUCAAGACUUUGUAAUGCAGGAAGGAACAAGCACCACGUCAGCACCCGCUGACUGGAUUUGUCCAGGAAUUGCAUGCCCCUCUCUGCAACUUUGCAAAAAACAAACAAACAGCAAACAUCUCUUCUGGCAAAUAAAAUAAAUUAUUGUCCCAAUUGUCAAAUCUUUCAAGUUAAGAAAAUGCUGGUGGAGCCUUGCCUUUCCCUGGCAGAGCCUAACACCCCCUCGAUCAACACCCCGCUGCUGUGUCGUUUGUCAGGCUGAGAACCAUGUCAUUGCUACAUCUCUCGCUAAUUCCAUGCCCGUCGUGUAAGUCACCCAGUUUUCACAGACCAUUUCACCCACAGAAAUGUCGCCGGCUAAUUGACUGAGUGGGUGACCCCGUAACAGAGCUGAGGUUUAUGACUAUCUAUAUGCUGUGUGUGUGUGUGUGUGUGUGUGUGAGAGAGAGAGAGAGAGAGAGAGAGAGAGAAAGGGGGAGAUAGGAUAAGGAGAUUAAUAGAGGAGGAAACGUCUUGAGGCCUUGUGAAAGGCAGGUAGGGACAGCGUGAAACUUUUUAUAGGAUAAGGAUGGAUGAUUCCAUUUCUGGUCUGCUCUCUGCCUGGCAUGUGUUCAUGCAUAUAACCUUUCUAUCCUGUUUCUGCAUAAAUCUACACACUUUUUAACUUUUAAAAAAAACUGCAUAAAAUUAAUAUUUGGCAAACUGCUGUGAUUUAUUUGUAUAACUAUUGCUUAAUGCCAAAAUAGGUUUCUGAGCACUUUAGAAAGUAUAUAUAAAAAGCACACAACAUUACUAUAAAAGCUAUAUUUUUUUGGACUUUUUUUUGAAAGAUGAAUACUGGACUGCAAAAAAUUGGGAGGAUAUUAACUGAAGGAUAUUAACUGUGCUGUGAUCUGUUCACUAGGUCCAGCAUGUGAUAAUCAGGACAGUUUACUUAAAAAAUUGGAUUGAAUAAAAUCCAUACAAGCAGUGGCGGAGCUUCAUGCUCCAGCACCAAGGGGCGGAGAGUGGGUGGGGGCAGGGCGUGGUGCACCACCUACAGAGGCGUGGCACCUAGUGCAGGUGGGGGGGCAGCCGCAAUGACACCCCACCGGGAUCACGCUGCCGGGGGCGGUGCACUCCCCCCGCACUCCGCUUCCUCCGCCAGUUCAUACAAGAGAAUCUUCUCUAGACACCUCUGACAGUGGGAAGGACCACAGCUCAGUGCUAGAGCAUCUACUGUACAUGCAGAAGAUCCCUUGGGCAGUCCCCAGCAUCUUCUAUUCAUGAGGACUAGAGCCUUACAGUAUUUUUAGAUGAAGGACAAUGAUUCAGUGACAGCAUCUGCACUGCAUGCAGAAAGUCCCAGAUUUAAUACCCAGUGGCAUCUCCAGGUAAGGGUAGGAAAGACUUCCUGCCUGAAACCUUGGACAGAGCUGCUGCCAGUUAGGGUUGACAGUACUGAGGUAGACAGAUGAACGGUCAGAUUUCCCUGGGUUCAUAGAUGUGAUUAUGAAUAUGUUUCACUUGCAGUUAAGAAUGUUUGAGGGGUUUGGUCUUUGCAAAUUUUGAUAUCAACUGACCCAAUCAAAUUAUCCUCUGUUCAUGUGUGGAUAGGGAUUUCCUGCUGAAUUGCAAAGCUGAAAAUGAUUUUAAACAGGAAAAUGCUAAAACACCAACACUCCAUAGGUACUUUAAGCCACUAGUGUGCUGCAAGUUUGAAUGUUGUACUUUAAGUGCAUGAUGUUAAGUAUCCUUCUGGCACCUACUGAAUACUUAAAAAAUUAUUCCAGGAGGCUUUUUAACUGAACUCUGAGUUUGUAAUUUUUAAUUGAUUUUAAUUUGCAUUGUGUAUUGUGUUUCCUUGGACAACUGACAACUGUGAUUGAGCAGUAUAUAAAUGGUUGAAAUACAUAAAUAAAUAAUAGGCAGGACUCAGCCUCACAUGAUCCAAGAGCUUCCCUCCUAAAUUGCAGGAGGUUGGACAAGAAGACCCUUGAUGUCGCUCCCAACUCUAAAAUUCUAUGAUUCUGCUCCAGCUACCUUCCCCAAAAACAUUGCUUAUUUUGUGGCCCCAGGAAUAUUGCAAAAGGGGCAUACAUCCUGUGACAACUGAUGAUCUGAAAAGCAAGAAGCAGGCAGAAGCAACAGGUUGCGCUGCUGUCUGUCUGCCAUAGCAAAAGCUGAUUCUCCUGACGCUGCUCUGCUGUGUUUCCCAGAUUUAAUUCCUUCUCCCCUUUUCAUUUUAUCUCGUCUGUAGGAGCAUGGCAUCCCUAUUCCAGUGACGCCCACCAAUCCAUGGAGCAUGGAUGAAAACCUUAUGCACAUCAGGUGAGACAAUAAGCUGCCCAGAGAGGGCGGGGUACGAAUAAUAAAGUUGUUGUUGUUGCUGCUGCUGCUUGAGAGCAAAUGGCCACCUAGCCCAGUGUUCUGUUUCUGACAGAGGUCAGCCCUAUGCCACAAGCGGCUCAGGAGGACAAGAGACCCAGUUACUAAUUAAACUUUUCUCCUUUUCUCCCUUUCUUGAUCUCCAUAUUCAAAAGCUAUGAGGCCGGGAUCUUGGAGAACCCUAAGGUAAGCAGUGCCUACCAAGAAAAAACAGAGGGGACAUGGGAAAGGGUCAUAGCUCGGUGGAACAGCACCUCCUUUGCUUGCAAAAGGCCCCAAGUCCAGUCCCCUGUGGCAUCUCCGUGUAGGGAUGGGAGAGACCCCUGCAUGAAACCCCAGAGAGCUACUGCCAGUCAGGGAGCCAGUGUGGUGUGGUGGUUAAGAGCAGUGGAUUUGUAAUCUGGUGAACCGGGUUCGCUUCCCCGCUCCUCCACAUGCAGCUGCUGGGUGACCUUGGGCCAGUCACACUUCUCUGAAGUCUCUCAGCCCCACUCACCUCACAGAGUGUUUGUUGUGGGGGAGGAAGGGAAAGGAGAUUGUUAGCCGCUUUGAGACUCCUUAAGGGCAGUGAAAGGCGGGAUAUCAAGUCUAAAACUCCUCCUCCUCUUCCUCCUUCCUUUCCUCUUAAUUCCCAUUUCACUCGUUGGCCUUGACACGAUGCAAAAUGAUUUUUGUUUUUACCAGUUCUGCUAAAAAUAUGAACAAUUCUUUCAUUUAUAGACAUUAUUAUAUAUACAAUAUUAUAUGCGUAUGAACAGGUUUCCUAAAGCAGGGAUAGCUGAUGUGAUGUUUUGGACUAUAUCUCCCAUCAGUCACCAUGCCCAGUGGUUAGGAAUGGUGGUCCCAAACCAGUCUGAGAUAAUGUGGUGCAGUAGCUGAACUGGGACCUGGGAGACACCAGGGCUCAAAUCCCCAAUCAAACAUGAAGCUCACUGGGCGUGACCUUGGGCCAGUUGCUGAUUCUCUCAGCCCAUUCUACCUCACAGGGUUGUUGUGGGAAUUAAAUGGGUGGUGGUGGUGGUGGAAGAGAACCGCAUAAGCUACCUUGAGCUCCUUGGAGGAAAAAGUGGGGUAUAAAUGAGAUAAGUAAAGUAAUAAAUAAAUAAAAUCUCUGGUGCCUUGUUGGCUAGGUAAAGGUAAAGGUACCCCUGCCCGUACGGGCCAGUCUUGACAGACUCUAGGGUUGUGCGCUCAUCUCACUCUAGAGGCUGAGGGCCAGCGCUGUCCGGAGACACUUCCGGGUCACGUGGCCAGCGUGAUGAAGCUGCUCUGGCGAGCCAGCACCAGCGCAGCACACGGAAACGCCGUUUACCUUCCCGCUAUAAAGCGGUACCUAUUUAUCUACUUGCACAUUUUUUUUUAAUAAUAAUUUUUAUUCAGUUUCCAAUAUACAUUCUAUCCAUAUUUAACAUCCACUUCUAACAUAUACAUCUUUUAGACUUCCCUCAGCCUAUCUGACAAUUUUCCAUAUAAUCACAAUUACUCACAUUUCUUAAAUUUAUAUUGUGCUUUAACAAUCUUAAUCUUAUCAUAUCUUUUAAGCAACAUUUCUAUCCAUCAUUUUCACAGAGCUUCUUGAAAACCAACAAGCGUUAUUUGCUUCUCACAUACAUUUUUUGUAUACUCUGUAAAUUUAUUCCAGUCCUUGGUGAAUCUCUGGUCACGUUGAUUCCGAAUUUUCCCCGUUAAUUUGUCCAUUUCUGCAUAUUCCAUCAAUUUCAUUCUCCAUUCUUCCCUCGUCGGCAUUUCUUCCUGUUUCCAUUUCUGGGCCAUCAAAAUUCUAGCUGCUCUCACUGCAUACCUAAAUAGUUUCACAUCCUUCUUUUUAAUUUCAUUCCCUAAUAUUCCUAGUAAAAAUGCUUCUGGUUUCUUAACAAAAGUAUAUUUCAACAUUUUCUUCAUCUCAUUAUAAAUCAUUUCCCAGAAGCUUUUCACUUUCUUACACUCCCACCGCAUGUGAUAGAAUGUUCCUUCUUUUUCCUGACAUUUCCAACAUUUAUUACUGACUUUAUACAUCUUACCAAGUUUCACUGGUGUUACAUACCAUCUAUACAUCAUUUUCAUAACAUUUUCUUUUAUUGUAGUGCAUGCAGUGAAUUUCAUUCCUUCUUUCCACAAUUUUAUCCACUCAUCAAAUUGUAUAUUAUAACCAAAAUCUUUAGCCCACUGAAUCAUAACUGAUUUAACUUCCUCGUCCUUUGUAUGCCACUCAAGUAAUAACUUGUACAUUUUUAAUAAAAUUUUAACAUCACUGUCCAAAAUUUCUUGAUGAAACCUAGAUUUCUUUUCCUGAAAACCUCUUUCUGACAACUCUUUUUUGAACAUUGCAUUUAACUGAAAGUAGUGUAUCUACUUGCACUUAAGGGUGCUUUCGAACUGCUGUUUUACCCACAGCGCCACCCGCGUCCUUGUUGGCUAUUCCUGUACAAAAACAGAUGCACACAACAAGAUACACAACUGUAUUAAAAAAAAUAAUAACCAUAUGUUAAUAGGUAAAGCAUGAUGUUGCAGAACUAUAGUACCACACAGGAAUAGCAUUUUUUAAUGCAUAUUAUAGUUAUAAUAUACUAUUCCCCAUGCAUAAUUCUGCAUUAAAAUACAUGAAUAGCUCAGGCAUAUGCUCAGUGCAGGAGGUGGGCAGAGCUCGAUGGGAUCAGAACAGCCAAGUUCUGUGCAAAAAUCCCAUGGUGGCUGUUGCCCAUUGAGACUGUUAGGGCAGGAAACAGGAAGGCCAAACAAUAGGAGGAGCCAGGCAGAGCCAAUGAGAGGCAGAGCCAACUAACUCUCAGAGUGGUUUGACACUCAAACCCUCUUCCCAGGGAACUCUAGGAACUGUAACUCUUGGGAGGGGAGGAAUCUCCUAACAACUCUCAGCACCUGUAACAAGCUGCGUUUCCCAGGAUUCCUUGAGGGAAGCCACCCUAGCAUCCCACAAGGCCUUGGACCUGUGUCUCUUCCAGAGAUCCUCCUUGCUUGAGCCCAUGUGGAUAUUACUCCUUAAGCGCUCCUAUGGGGGGGGGGGGCAGGCCCAGCAGGCACUGUCCACCCACUUCCAAGUGCUGUCCUCCUUGUCUAGCAGCUCUGCGUGUCACUCCGGAGUUUCUGGGCAUGGCCCUCACUGCAUCUUAAUGGGGCUGGAUGGCUUUGUUGCCUGCUGGUCCUAAUCGCUUCCACUUUAUGCUCUGCUGGACUUGCCACGCUCAGGGGAGCUACUUAAACUAUCCAUCAGCACUAAUUAGACAAUCAGGCACAGAGGGUUGGCCGGGGAUGGGGGGGAGGUGAUGAUGGGUGAGAAAGUUGUGUGUGUUUGGGAUAAAGGUUCUUGUGCCAUUCCUGGUAACUGGGUGAUGCCCAAGACUAUGGCUUCUUGAAGUUUUCUGCCAUAGAGGACUGCUAAUGUGCUGCGAGAUGUAAAAUGAAAGGCUCCUGUAAGCACCAGCUUACCCCCCAAAGGGAGUGUGCUGUCAUGUCUCUGCAUGAUUACUUUCCUCCCAAGGAAACAUCACUUGAAAGAGGUUGGGCAGGCAGUUUAAUUUGGUGUAAAUCAUGCAUAGUAUUGUACUUCAAAUUGUUGGGACCCACCCUGGAACCUUAUGGUGAAGGGUGGGUAAAUAAUAAUAAAUAAAUCUACUACUACUACUACUAAUUGUAUCCAAGUAAGGUUUGCACCAAGUAGAUCUAUUGAAAUUAAUGCCCAUAAGUUAGUCAUGUUUAUUAUUUUUAAUGGGUCCACUCUAAAUAGGAUUAGCAUUGAAUACAACCCAACAACAACAACAACAACAACAACGAGUAUAUUUAUUUAUUUAUGAAAAACAUUUAUAGACUACUAUUUCAUUUUUAAAAAUCAAAGCAGCUUACAACAAGAACACAUAAAACCAUACAUUAAAACCAUUAAAAACUUAAAAAACAGACAUCAGUUAACCAUUAUGGGAAUAUGUAUUCUUAAUUACCUGCAUAGGCCCGAAAAGUUUUCAGCAGGUGUUUAAAAGUUAAAACAGAAGCCACCUGCCUAAUAAUAGUAAAAUAUAUACAACUAAGGUUUAUCCCAAGUAGAUCCAUUGAAAUUAAUUGACAUAAGUUAGUUACAUUUAUUAAUUUUAAUGGAUCUGCUCUGAGUAGGACUUGCACUGAAUGCAACUUACAACAACAACAACAUUAACAACAUAUAGCAUAAUCUUAUUGUGUGCCUGCUCUGAAUCUCUGUGUUUUGAUCAUAGCAAUGCAGAGAGGUGGAGCACAAUAAUUUGCCCCAAAAGAAGGCUGCCUAUCAUAUCCCUGCAUGAGUCCCUGCUCUGGACUUGCUUGCUUCUUGGCAACCCCUGUUGAGGAUAGGCAUUUCUGCAGCAUCAUGGUAUUGGGUAUCAUUUCAUUCACACACACCCUCCUCCAGCAGAAUUAGCCACUCACAGAGGAGGCUGCCUGUUGAAUCUCUGCACAAGUCAGCACUCUAGGUUUGUCACCAAUUAAUUGAAAAGGCAGCUGCAAGUAGGGGACUCAGGUAGUGGGGCUUGAGCUUAACUGAGUGUGGAGACAUUGAAAACUGAGCCUUUGUGUGUGUGUGGGGGGGUGUAAAGUCAGAGGACCACCUCUAAACUUUAAUAAAGACAGACAGAAUUCACUUCUCCCAGGCAUUUGAUGAAAUCUGUAAAGUCUUUAAACUUGAUGGUAAGUCACCUCAGCACUGCCCCAUGUUAGACAACUCACAAAUAAAUUAAAGAUGAUGGAAUUCCCUCUCUGCAGAGAUGCGCUGGUCACCCUCAUUGUACAGAUAUGCUGAAAAUGUACCUCUGUACUCUGGCCUUCAGCCACUGAGAAGUAUAUUUUAGGAUCCAUCCUAUUUCUUUGCACAGCAAGGUGUUUUGACUGGGUUUGGAUAUUGGAUGGUAUUCAGCUAGGUUUCCCCCAUAGAAAUUAACGAACACAACUAAGUUGGUCUGCUGCAUUCAUGUCCUCUUUGUUAGGGUUCCUACCUGUGAGAACCAAAUGCUAGACUAGAUAGGCCUUUGGCCUAAUCCAGUAGCCAGGCUCUUGUGAUGCUCUCCCUCCACUGUCAGAAGCAGGAUGCCUCUGAAUACCUGUUGCUGGGAACCACAAGUGGGGAGCGUCGUCAGCGCACUCAUAUCCUGCUUGCGAGAUUCCCAUUGGGACAUCUGAUUGGCCCCUGUGAGAACAGGAUACUGGACUGGCUGGGACAUUGCCCUGACACAGCAGGCUUUUCUGACAGUCUUGAGUCCAUUAAUUUCAAUAGGUGCACUAUGAGUGAAGCUUAUGUGAAUUCAUUGCAUUUCCUUCUUUCUCCAGUCUACCCUUGAAUAUUGUGCUGAAGAGUGAGGGUAAAAAGGUAAAGGUAAAGGGACCCCUGACCAUUAGGUCCAGUCGUGACCGACUCUGGGGUUGCGGCACUCAUCUUGCUUUAUUGGCCGAGGGAGCCGGCGUACAGCUUGCGGGUUAUGUGGCCAGCAUGACUAAGCUGCUUCUGGCAAACCAGAGCCAUGCAUGGAAAUGCCGUUUACCUUCCCGCCAGAGUGGUACCUAUUUAUCUACUUGCACUUUGACGUGCUUUCAAACUGCUAGGUUGGCAGGAGCUGGGACUAAGCAACGGGAACUCACACCAUCGCGGGGAUUCGAACCACUGACCUUCUGAUUGGCAAGUCCUAGGCUCUGUGGUUUAACCCACAGUGCCAGAAAGCUAAUUAAUAAAUGAUCCCCCAUUUUUCCUCCUGUGAAAUGGGCAUUUUCUGGUGCCCAUAACAAUGCCUUAAGUUUCUAACUGUGUCCCUGCCCACCCCCACCCCCCUAAAAAAAUAAAAAACAGUUCCUAGGGUAUAUAUACAGAAAUGUCUAUAUUCAAAACACACACUCGCUCAUGCAACAAGCCUAUCUGUACAAAAACCUAAUGAAACAAGGUUAUGACCCGCUCUAAAGCAAGAGAGAUUGGAUUCUCCCUCCCCCUUCGCGCCAUUUCCCCCUUCCUACGAUAUCUUUUACAUCAAAGAAAAAAAAAUGCUGCAUUUUCAUGUAUGGGUCUGUUAUUUUAACAACACACACACAUGUACUCAAAAUGCGUAAACGCAGAAGCCCAAAUUAUACGGGCGGCAGAUUCCAAUUUUACUCUGGCUGUGCUUUUCAGGAAGGCUUGAUCAUACUUAUUUGGAAAGCAAGGAAGAACCUGUGCUCAGAUCAUGAAAAACUUUAGUACUCCAGGUUGGUGGGGUGGGUGGGGGGUGAGGGAAGCAGACGAAGGCGGGGGGGAGGGGGGGAUCAGGAAAGGGAGAGGUAAAAGCAGUGCUUUUUUCUGGGGGUACGCAGGGGUACGCAUACCCCUAAACAUUUUGUGUAUCUAAGUUGGGUCUCAUUGAGGGGCAGUGUUUCAGUAUGAGUAGGAAAAUGAGAGUACCCCUAAACAUUUUUUUUAAAAAAAGCACUGGGUAAAAGGUAGAGGAGAAUUGAGUGCCUAGAAAAGGCACACAUCUGUAUGUGAAAUAUUUAAAACUCUUUAACCAAAUGAAUUGAAAGCAAACUUGGGUCUAUAGUUACAAUUCCCUAAACCAGGCCCGUUAAAUAAAACAACUAAAUAGAUUUUUAAAAAAUAAAUAAAUAAAUUCAUCAACAUGGCAUUAUGGGCCCCAUUCCAUCAUUUGGGUACAUGCUUUGGCUUAUUCUGUUCCCCCCUUAAAAAGAAGAAGAAGGAAAAUACCCCAGUUCAAACAACAUAGAGGUUUGCUAUAGUAUAUCAAUGCCUCCUUAUUUAUCCCACACCAUAGGAGGGCUGGUCUUGGGAUGUCAUCUUUAAAGGGAUGAAGGGGCAAUGGGGAAAGAAAGAAGGUGGGGGGAGAGGGAGGGAGGGAGGGAGGAGGCUGGGUGAUUGUGGGGAGGGUGUGUGUGCAUGAAGAAUCAGGGAGUGGGGCAAGAAGAGGAAAAAAUUGGAAGUAAAUGGUCCAUGAACUAAAGUGUGAUGUACAGCUAUCGAUGCUGCAAAUGGUUUAUUCAUCCAGGGUUGAUAUUGUUGUGCCUGGGACUGAAUGAACUCUUUUCAGGGUACCCAUAUGAAGUUAAAGCAAGUAAAUUUCUAUCUUCCGAGGUAUUAGCUGCCUCAUUGCUCCUCAAUCGGGCCUCACAGAGGCAGAAAAUAGCUCAACCAUCUGUUUUCAAAUCCCUCCGGCUGUCAGGUCUGGGGGGGGGGGUCAUGUCUGUUGGGGGGGUGAUGAUGGCGAAAGGGGGUGGAGGAGGAGAAGACGAAGGGACAGGGUGUCAGCAUAUCAGCACCCUCUACUCUCCCCCCCCCCAUCUAACUCUUGCUGCAACUCAAAAUAGAGAGAGGUUUUCAGAGAAAAAAAAGUAGCCUGAACACCCGCCGUUCAUUUUGGUCCAUGGAGAUCUAGGGUGGCAGCACCCGCCAGCCCCAGCUGGCUUAGCCAACAGCCAUGGGUGGUGGGAAGCAUGGUCCAACAAGGGCUGGAAGGCUCACAGUUCCCCUAACGUGCUCUACGGUCAGGACACCAGUACAUUGGGGUGGGGAAGCUGGAGUUCUUCCAUGAUGGGGUGCUUCCAUGGGUGGAGGCAGUCAUGCUUCUGAACACCAGUUGCUGGAUGCUACUGGAGGGAGGAGAGCUCUCGCUCUUGGGUCCUGCUUGUGGGCUUUCAUUGGGAUAUCUGGUUGGUCACUGUGGGGAUGCUGGGUUAAGUGGGUCACUGCCCAAGGGCUCUUCCUAUGUUCUUAUUCUCAGAUGUUGUUGGACUCUAGCAUGACCUAGUCAUCAGAGAUGCUGGGAACUUGAGUCCCCCCCCCCCCACAAAAAAAUGGACCCAGACAAUUAGAGAUGGAGAAGAAAUUGGAUUCUUUUCUUCUUUAAAGCUAUGAAAUUUGCAGUGUGUGAACUGCAAACAUAGCCAUCCUUCAAAAUUUGAAUUUUUGAAUCUGUACUUUCUGAAUUUUGCAGUGCGGUUUUCCAACCAACUAAUGUUUACAAUUAUGUAAUACUGUGGGUUCCUGCCCCUGUUCACAUUGCUCAGCAACCCCACCUGCCCUCUACCAAAAUCUCACCCCUUGCCAACAUAGUGCCUCUCCCUUUACACCUCACCUUUGCGCCCCUAUCCCCUCACAGCUCUGAUGAAUUUUCAGGAGAUGGUUUUUAUUAUUAUUGCAAAUUGUUGCAGGAAUCUAGAGGACUGAAUUUAAUAUUGGAAAAAUGAGAAACUGAGAGAACAGGGACUGACUGAUCCCUCCCUCCCUCCCUCCUUGAUCCCUGAAAUAUAGGAAAGAGAGGGGCGUGUUUGUCACACAUUCCUGUACCUAGGUUGCACAUUCUCUGGGAUGGUUAUGGUGCAGCGGAUGUCAGCAUCAGGGCCUUGUUCAGAGUCCAGCCUGGGGGCUCACAAGCCCAGCAGUGACUGGUCCAUGAGUGCCCAGGGGCUGGUGAAGUUGUGAUCUCCAGAGGACAAUAUGUCCAGAGCGAGAUUCCUAAAAUGUGAGCUGGACCCCAGUGCUUCCAGGGGUUGAGCUUCCCAAAAUGUAUCCCAGCAAUGAAUCAAAAGAGAAACAAAGGCAGGAUUGUGUGGCCGUUAUGUUAAUGAAGCUGAUUCAGGGGAUAUGGCCCACUGUUUUUUGUUCAUGGGUCCCCAGAAGCCCAAGGGCAUCUGUGGCAGAUUUCGAUCUAACUAAAAGUGGGGCCUGCCACAAAAUGUUGCAGCAUGCACUUCUCUUUUUGCAGGAGUGCUCCUCUUUAGGGUUCUCACUAGCCAUUAGCCCCUCCAAGAUCUUAGAGCUGUUGCUGCUUAAGCAGACAUCCUUUUGCCAUUUUUAUUUCCCAAAAUGACAUCCCAUGAGAACUGAUCAUGCUCAGAAUUCAGGGCACAUGUUUGAUUUGGGGUGCAUGUUUGGCCCCACAGAUAUUAUCUUGGUACACUUUAGAUUCCCCCAAAGUAUGCCAAUACAUCUCCUUUUGUCCUCAGUGAACUCCUUUCACCUCUAUUUGUGUUGGUACUUCAUUCUAGCAUUUGGUGUUGGUGGAGAGAAGCUUUCCAUCAUGGUGCUAGAAAGAGGUUUUGCUUUUGUUUUUUGUCCUUUAAUAGCACUGGAACUUGGAAGUGUGUGUGAUGGGCUAGAGGGGCUCGAUGGUCCUUUGCAGGCCCCAAUCCUCACCACCAAGCACCAACCAGGCAAUGGCUCCUGAGGAGACCAUAUCUGGACACCACCAGGAGGCUCCACCUAUGUUGGAAGGAGCAGGGUGGGGCCCUUCCACUCACCAAGAUUAUGGUAGGGAAGGGCCCCGGUCGCAGGACCUCAGCUAGAAUGAAGGGUGCAGAAACCUGGAGGGUAGAAAAAGCCCCACAGUAGGGAGAAGGCAGGCGGUGGAAGUUCAGAGACCUCGUUUCUCUCUCUCUCUUUUUAAAAAAAUGAUAUUUAUUAGAGUUUCAGAAAAGAUUACAAAAAUAAGAAAAAGAAAGAAAAAAAAGAAAAGAAAAAAUACAAAAUACAAAAAAAUAGAAACACUUAAAAACAAAUCAGUCUUUCCAUGUCUUGUCUUUUGUUUACUUGUUCCCCAGACCUCCUCACACCUCCCUUUUUUGUAUUCCAGUUCAGUUAGUUAAUUCAGCAAAUCCUUUCCCUCUUUGUUUUUAUCUUAAUCCUUUAACUUAAUAUAUCAUAACUUUAGAUUCUCACCUGUUAACAAUCCAUUUUUACAUACUCCUUUGUAACAUUGCUGCUAAAACCACUUAACUUCAUUCCGACAUCAUUCUAACAUUCAUUAAUUUUACAGUAUUUCUGUAAAUAGUCUUUAAAUUUCUUCCAAUCUUCUUCCACCAACUCUUCUCCCUGGUCUCGGAUUCUGCCAGUCAUUUCCGCCAGUUCCAUGUAGUCCAUCACCUUCAUCUGCCAUUCUUCCAGAGUGGGUAGAUCUUGUGUCUUCCAGUACUUUGCAAUAAGUAUUCUUGCUGCUGUUGUAGCACACAUAAAGAAAGUUCUAUCCUUCUUUGGCACCAAUUGGCCAACUAUGCCCAGGAGAAAGGCCUCUGGUUUCUUCAGAAAGGUAUAUUUAAAUACCUUUUUCAUUUCAUUAUAGAUCAUCUCCCAGAAAGCCUUAAUCCUUGGGCACGUCCACUAAAGGUGAAAGAAUGUACCUUCAGUUUCUUUACAUUUCCAACAUUUAUUAUCGGGCAAAUGAUAGAUUUUUGCAAGCUUGACUGGUGUCAUGUACCACCUGUAUAUCAUUUUCAUAAUAUUCUCUCUUAAGGCAUUACAUGCCGUAAACUUCAUACCUGUGGUCCAUAACUGUUCCCAGUCAGCCAUCAUUAUGUUAUGUCCAACAUCUUGUGCCCAUUUAAUCAUAGCAGAUUUCACCGUUUCAUCCUGAGUAUUCCAUUUCAACAGCAAGUUAUACAUCUUUGACAAAAUCUUGGUUUUGGGUUCUAACAGUUCUGUUUCCAAUUUUGAUUUUUCCACCUGGAAGCCAAUUUUCUUGUCCAAAUUAUAUGCCUCCAUUAUCUGAUAAUAAUGAAGCCAAUCUCGCACUUUAUUUUUUAGUUUUUCAAAACUCUGCAAUUUCAAUCUGUCUCCCUCUUGUUCCAAAAUUUCCCAUUUUGCCUCCAUAUUGAGCUUUUUCUGAGCCUUCACUUCCAUUGGUGACAACCACCUUGGGGUUUUAUUUUCCAGUAAGUCCUUGUAUCUCAUCCAGACAUUAAACAGUGCUUUCCUGACAAUAUGAUUUUUAAAUGCUUUAUGUGCUUUGACCUUAUCAUACCAUAAAUAUGCAUGCCAUCCAAAUACAUUAUUAAAGCCUUCUAAAUCCAAAAUGUCUGUGUUUUCGAGAAGCAGCCAUUCUUUCAGCCAGCAAAAAGCUGCUGAUUCAUAAUAAAGUUUAAGGUCUGGCAGGGCAAAUCCACCUCUUUCCUUUGCAUCCGUUAGUAUUUUAAAUUUUAUUCUAGGCUUCUUGCCCUGCCAGACAAAUCUAGAAAUAUCUCUCUGCCACUUCUUGAAGCAAUCCAUUUUGUCCAAAAUUUGCAAUGUUUGAAAUAGGAAUAACAUUCUAGGCAAUACAUUCAUUUUUAUCGCAGCAAUACGGCCUAGCAGUGAAAGCUUCAAAUUUGACCAGAUUUCUAAAUCUUUUUUCACUUCAGUCCAGCAUUUUUCAUAAUUGUCUUUAAAUAAAUUCCCAUUUUUAGCUGUCAUGUUAAUCCCCAGGUAUUUCACUUUCUUAACCACUGUUAAACCUGUCUCAUUCUGAAACCUCUCUCUCUCUCAAUCUCUGUUAAGUCUAAUAUUCCUCUUUCUAGUGCUCUUAACUCUUCUCCAGAUUCUUUCUGCAGGUCUUCUCCGUGGUCUUUCAAAAAUCUUUCUUUGUUGUCCACUGAUCUUAUUUUUAUCUUUCUUCCUUUGAAGUUGAAAGAUAGGCCUUGGGGAAAUUCCCACCUAAAGAUGAUUCUGUUGCUUCUCAACAGGGCAACCAAAUCUCCAUAAUUGGACCUAAGGUCCAAAAGAUAUUUCGGAAUGUCUUUAAAUAUCUCCACUUUUGACUGAUGUAUUUCCAAAGUCUUCUGGAAGUGCAGACUCAAGAUUUUGUCUCUCUCCUCUUUUGUUCGGAGGGUGAUCAAACAGUCUCUCACCCUGUUCUUCUUCCCUCUUCCAAGCCUGAAAGCACUCACUAUCUUAAAAUCUUCCUUCUUCAAAUCUGGGUCCCAAAAGUCUGCAAAUUCCUGCAUAGGAAAGUCAGUCAGAUUGUCUUUCUCAAGUUCAGGUACAGCCCUGAUCCUCAAAUUCGUUUGUUUCUCCUUCAAUUCAAUCAUAGACAAUAUCGACCUGUGGUCUUCAAGUUGCCUAUGUAUCGGUGGUAUCUUCUCUUCUACAGCAACUGCUAUUUCCUUUGCUUCUUCAGCUGUCUUUCGAGUCAAAGUAGAUUCCUGUAGCAGUUUCUCAAUAGUUUCUGUAUUAGUAUUUACCUUCUGUCCCAAAUUGUUGAUACUUGUAGUAUUUUGAUCAAUUUUGAUUGAUGCUUCAGCUACUUGUUUACUUAGUUUUUCCAGAGAUUCAUUAAUUUUACCUAAUGCCUGAGCUAAAACAUCUUCGGAUGCCAUUCCUUUAGGUUUAGGUUGUACAAAUGCGGCCCCUGAUGAUGCAGAGGGGCCAGACGUUGAUGCUCUUCGCUGCAGCCCAGCGUCUGGGCGAAAAGAACUGCCAGACCUCGUUGUUUUUUCCUGAGGCAAAUCUGCCAUAACACCCUAGUUAAAGCCCAAGGUCAGUCCCACGGCCAGAAUUUGUUUUGAAGUGGAAAAUUCCCCUGGCCCAGUUGUUAUUGUAACAGUUUCAAACUUCCUCUAGGGGGACACAGUAGCAGCCAGAAGUUGUUGCCUUAAAAAAAAAACACACCUUUUUUAAUCCCCCAAUUCACAAAAUAGACGACAGUUUCAAUUUCAGUUAUUUUCCAGUUACUUUAAAACCAGGAAAAGCCAGCCAGAAACAUUGUAUCUCUCUUGCAGAGUUAGCUGUCAAAAGGUACUCUAUUCACCAACAGCGCAAUUCACAGUACAGUGGUGCCCCGCAAGACGAAUGCCUCGCAAGACGGAAAAACCGCUAGACGAAAGGGUUUUCCGUUUUGAAGUUGCUUCGCAGGACGAAUUCCCCUAUGGGCUUGCUUCGCAAGACGAAAAUACCUUGCGAGUCUUGGAGAUUUUUUUCGCUUUCCCCCUUUAUCUAAUCUGCUAAGCCUUUAAUAGCCUUUAAUAGCCUUUUAGCAGCUAAUCCCCUAAGCCUUUAAGCCUUUAAUAGCCGCUAAACAGCUGAUAGCGCUAAUAGCGCUAAUCCGUCAAUGGGCUUGCUUCGCAAGACGAAAAAACCGCUAGACGAAGACUCUUGCGGAACGGAUUAAUUUCGUCUUGCGAGGCACCACUGUACGGCAUUCCUAUUGUCCAUUGGCAGCCCGUUCCCAGGUUUUAAGCGGUGGAUUUUAGCUUCCUUUCCUCUCUUUUUGCAGGGAAAUACAGUUCACACCUUUCCCCCCUCCUCUCCUGCAGCCAAGGGGGGAGAUCACUUGUUUUGAUGUUAGAAUUGUAGUCCUUUUCAAACGUCUUUCAAGGUUUUAGCUUACAAGUUCGUUGCUUUACUCUAUUUACAAAGAACGGAAGGCAGACUUCCUGUUUAUGCCUCCCCGCUUCGGUAUCAAAUUACAUCUUUAUUCUCCUUUAUUUCCGAAAUUAACCUACUCACGGGUAGUUAUUUUGUAGCCAGAUUGUCACAGGAAAAAGGUAGCGCUCUCCGGUAACGGCUGUGCGGCUUCGCUCCACGGAAGAAGCAGUUGACUCUCAGCACCGCGCCGCUUCCCUGCUUCACUCCGGAGCCCGUAAUUGGGCUCCUUUGCAGAUUGGGGGGGGGCGCAAAAGGUGCCCGCCGAGUCCCACAGUCACAGGCUUCACCCGCCUGUGAUUUUUUCGAGGGUCCCCGCUUCGCCGUAGCGGAAAGACCCGAUUCCCGUAGAACCAGUCCCUCCGGAUCAGAGGGAGUCCGCCAUUACCGAUGGCGCCACCCUGGAAGUGUCCAGAGACCUCGCUUCUCAGCAAAUUUUGGUUUCUGAUGCAGUUUGGAAAAGAGAAGCCUCAAACUACAUCUUCAAGGCUCUAUUACUACAAUGCGCUUUAGGUAGGGCCUCCUGCAGGCCUGGUUUGGAAAGUGCGGAUGGUACAGUAUGGGGCAGUCAGGCUGUUGAUGGGGGCACUUAGUCAACAACCUGGGAGACCCUUGUUAGAACAGCUGUACUGGCUGCCCAUCAAUGACUGAGCCAGGUUCAAGUUGUUAAUUUACAAAGCCCUGAACAACUCUGAUCCAGGGUACCUUGGGGACAGCCUGAACCUUUAUAUCCCAGAACGACCACUCGUUCUUGCAGGAGCAUUGCAGGUCAUUUCCUGAGUUGUUGAGUUUCAUCUGAAAACAAAAAGAAACUGAGCCUGGAGUGUCAUGGCCCCAGCCCUUUGGAACUAUUUGCCAAUAGAGAUUCAGCAGGGACCUUCUGUUUUAACUUUUAAACGCCUGCUGAAAGAAAUUCUAUUCUGCCCGGCCUUUGUAGGCUAUUAAGGAAGUUUCUUUCUAUGGUGAGUUGAUAAUCUCUGAUUUUUUAAAGUGGUUUUUAAUUUUUUUUUAAUGUAUAUAGAUAUCGUCAUUGCAAGCUGCUCUGCUUUUUUUGAUGGUAUAUAUAUUUUUUAUUACUAUAAAGAAAUAAAUAAUUGCUGAGGUCAUCUGCAUCCCAGCUACCUGUGAAACCUGGAAAAGAUCCUAUCUUCCAGUACUGGGAAUAUAUUCCAUUGGGAGCUUCAUUGACCAAAAUGGAGUUGCACCCACUUUUUGUUGGCGAGCGAGUUCAAUCUGUAAUGUUUAAAUAAUUUAAGUUGCACAUCUCCCCACUGCUCCAUUCCCCCCCUUAUGGCUGCCCCCUAGCCUUCUCCUUGGGCACUCCCAUCUGCUGGUGGUGUCUGCUUGAUGGGAUAAAUGUUCUAGUUGGACCACAGCCAGGGGCUCUUUGUACUAAGUGGAAGCCUUUCCCAGUGACAUGAACAGCUUCUGAUCCAGGGGGCUGUGUGUAUAUGAGGGGUUUCCUUGGAAGACCCUACACACACACACACCAUGAAUAAGGACAUAGGAAGCUGCUAUAUUACUGAGUCAGUCCAUCUAGCUCAGUAUUGCCUGUUCUGACUGGCAGCUGUGGCUUUCCAGGUUUUCAGACAGGGAGGCUCUCCCAGCUCUACCUUGAAGAAACCAGGGACUGCUGGGGACUUUCUGCGUGAAAGGCAAAUGCUCUAACGCUGAGCCACAGUACCUUUGGGGAAGAAAUAUACCUCAGUGGUAGGUCAUGAGAGGUGAAUCUCUGCUUUCAUGAACAAACAAAUUUCUAGUCCCUAUGGGGUACUUGAAAGAGCUUGCGCAGUAUCCAGUCCUUCUGCUUCUGAAUUAGAGAAGGACUGGACACUCCACAAUUAAAUAGGAAGGCAUAGGAAGAGGCCAGCUCACCCAUGAGGCAGGCUGAGUCAGCCGCCUCAGGUGGUGGAAACCCAAGAGGAGGCAUCCCUGCAGGGACCCUGCCCACAUCACCACCUCUGCUGGUGUCUCCAGCAACAGCUCUGACCCAGCAAGAUCUCGGGAAAACUCACCGGAACCGACUGUCGCUGCCUCCACUUUGCUGGCACUGCCACACAACCCACGCAAGGGAGACACCUUCCUAUUUCAUCUUCGGUGGUGAAAUGGGACAUGCCACUCCUGCAUAGGAAGUUGCCUUCUCCUGAAUCAAACUGUUGGGUCCAUCUAGUUCAGUGUUGUCUUUCCCCAGUCCUACCUGGAGAUGCUCAGGGUUGCACCUGGCACUUUCUGCAUGCAACACAAGCUCUCUGCAAUUAAGCUGCAGGCCUUCCCCUAAAAAUGAGUUAAGAGUCUAGUCCUUAUGGUUCUGAAUGAAAGGCUGAUUUAAAUGGGGACAUAAGGAGCUGCCUUAUACUGAAUCAGAGCCCUGGUCCAUCUAGCUCAGUACUGUCUAUGCUGACUGGGAGUUCCUCUCCAGAGUUUCAGGCAGGAGUUUUCCCCGAGCUCUAUCAGGAGAUGUUGGGGAUUGAACCUGCAUGCAGAAGCAGAGGCUCCACAUUAUUCUAAAUCAUGCAGGGGAACUGCAUGAUUUUUUUUUUUAAUGGGCAGUAUAAUUUGUGAGUUUGGAACUGGCCCACCAAAAACUGGUCAAAGUCAUGGUGAAGUCAAGUUUUGGUCCACCAUCUUGAUUCAAAAUGACGUGUUGACAAAAGCUACCUACUCCCGCCUUCAUGCCAAGUAUAUCUCAAGAGGCAUCCAAAUGCAUAGAGAAGCGACAGGCAGGCAGACAGACAAGCAGGCAAACAAGUAGACAGACCACUUUUAAAAAUAUAUAGUACAGUGGUACCUUGAGUUACAUACGCUUCAGGUUACAUAUGCUUCAGGUUACAGACUCCGCUAACCCAGAAAUAAUACCUCGGGUUAAGAACUUUGCUUCAGGAUGAGAACAGAAAUUGUGCAGCAGCGGUGCAGCGGCAGCAGGAGGCCCCAUUAGCUAAAGUGGUCUUCAGGUUAAGAACAGUUUCAGGUUAAGAACGGACCUCCGGAACGAAUUAAUUUCUUAACCCGAGGUACCACUGUACACACAUGUUAAAAAAUGCACCUUUAAAUUUGACAACUGAUACAUAAAUGUGGCAAACUAAACUUUUAAGAUUGGGAGGGGAGUGAAACCAACAUGGACAGAUUGGUUCAUCACUAGGUCCCUGGAGAUGGGAGGCAAGUGGUUUCUCAGUGGACUUGACGCAAACCUGUGUCAGUUGUACAGUUUAUACAGCUAGAGAUGUCACCCACCCUUGCUCAAACUGAAUUUAUCUUUUCAAACCCCUGUAAACGUCAAGCCAUCCUGCAUUUGGGCCUAGAUGUUGUGCACAGUUCCGCUCUCCAGCCAUUGGUGUAACAUGACGCCUCGGAGUCGGAGGCUGGCCCAGGAAAGAGCUGGACUCUGUGAAAUUGCAAAGCCAGCAAGUAGACAGAGGAAUUUAUUUCCACAUGCCCAGAGAGAUUCCCUUAUUCUCUCCCCCCCUUUCUCUUCUUCAGCUCCACCCCCCACUUACUGCAUGCCCGCAAAUGUGGAAAUUCAUCAGAAGCCCCCGAGGCAUAAACUAAUUAUGGGAAUGUUGUUGCUCUUUUUCCCACCAGCCCGGUUUUAAGAGAUAAGACACCCCUGUGCUGUAAAAAUCUGGUGAAGGGGGUGGAAAAAUAUAUAUACAUAAAGGUUGAUGUGUUUUGAAAUGGCUUUUUUGCUUUGUUCCUCUAUUUCCCCCCUGGGUGUAUUAACCUUGGGGACACCGUCAAAAUGCACAGUCUCCCAGAGCACCUGCUGGGGUCAAGGCUAGUCAUUAGUUUUUCGGUCAGUGCAGAAUAAACCCCAUUUCUCUCCCUCUCCCUCUCUCUGGAAGUGUAUGGGGUUCUGCCUCUAUCUUUUCCCUCUCUGCCAAAGUCGCAUUCCCCCCACCCUCCGCCGUUUUCCCUGCCUGACUUGUUCCUCCAUAGCUAUUCCACCUCCAGCUGUGGGGGCGUCAAAGGAAAAGAUGAGAUCAAGUUGAGGGGAAAAAAUUGUCUGAUUCCCCACAAGGCCCUUUGUUCCCAAACACCUCCGGUGCUCUCAUUUUGCAAAGGGUGGCAAAAUAAUAAUAAAAAAUCCCAACCCUUCCUUUGGCAGGGUUUCUUUCUUUCUUUUUUUGCUGCCUGAGCAGUCUUAGGCUUUUAAGAAGAGGGGUGUGUGUGUGUGUGUGUGUGUGUGUGUGUGUGUAAAGGUUUGCAGAUUGCAUGCAUAGGAGGCUGGGAAGUUGUCAAAGGGAAGUUGUUAAGAACUCCAAGGAAGCCUCCAUGCUCAGGGGAAGUAUAUCUCUGAAUGCCCGGCCACCACACUCUCUCACGAUGCUAGAACUCGUGGACAUCUGAUGAAGCUGAAUGUUGGAAGAUUCAGGACAGAUUACAGAAAGUCCUUCUUCAAGCAGCACAUCGUUAAACUAUGGAACUCACUCUUGCAGGAGGCAGUGCCGACCACCAACUAGGGUAGCUUUAGAAGAAGAUUGGACGAAUUCAUGGAGGAGAAGGCUAUCAAUGUCUACUAGCCAUGGUGACUCUGCUCUGCCUUCAUGGCUGGAGGCAGCAGUCCUUCCAAACAUCAGUUGCUGAAAUCCUGCUUGUGGGUUUCCCACCAGCAUCUGGUUGUCCACUACAUGGACCAUUGUCCGGAUCCAGCAGGUUCUUCUUAUGCUUUUAUGUUCCUGUGUUAAAGCCAUUAGCAACUCCAACGAAGCCCCCAUGACCAGAGGCAAGAUGCCAGACUGCCAUGCUCAGAAGGCCUUGUGGUUUAUUCAUGACAUCCCAGAGGUAUUCAGCUGGGCUGCUGUUGGGGAGAGACUGCUGACUAGACCUUCGUCUGAUCCAGCCAAGGCAAUGCUUAGUUUCUUAAAAGGAAGUUCUGGCCAGGCAACUCUACAACAUCAGAUUGUCCCACAAGCAAGCACUUGAUUGCACCAGAAACACUCUCCCCACUUGUGCUUCCCAGCAAUUGGUAUUCAGAGGCUUCUGACAAUGGAGGAAGAACGUGGAUUUGUAUGAUACUCUUUUUGAAGUCAUCCUAGUUGGUAGCCAUCACCACAGCCUGCAGGGAAUGUUGUAAUGUAGGCAGGACCAUGUGAGAACACAGGACAUGCUGGUCCACAGCAGCAUAGCGUGGGGGGGGGGCACAAGGGCAGUUGCCCCAGGUGCAAAAUUGUUAGGGGUGCAAAAUUUCAACACUUGGUGCUGCCUCAAUACAGCUGCAUGCUUCCGUAGCUGAGCUCCAUGCAAACCAGGAAGUGACCUUUCCAGACGACAGAACAGCUUUUUUUCUUUUAUCUGCAGCUGUGAUCUCCCUGGGUGAUGCAGAUGCCAUUAGGCAGUUGAAUGCGCAUGCGUACUCUGUCCGUUUCCCUCCUUCCCCCUACUCUCUGUGCGGCCACCAGGCACUGGUAGCCCAUGCUAUGCCACUGGCUAUCCAAUCAACUUGUCUCUCUAUCUUGGCAUUCUCCUUCCCAACAGUGGCUGACCAGAAGCUAUAGAGGCAUAGUGACAGCCCCAUCAUUCACACCUUCUUCCCUCCCAGCAUCUAGUAUGUCAAAGGUUAUCUAAACUUUGAAAACUAGAGUUUUUGCUGCUAGGUCUCAUGGCUGGUUUCUAGAAAUAGAUCCUUUCCCUCAUCUAUUUAACCAAUACUUUUAGGAAAAGCUGCUUCGGCUUGUAACCAGUGUCAUGUUCCAUAAGUCUGCUAUUGACAGAACAUUGCUUGAUUUUUUCUAAGCCCCCCCCCCCAAUUUUAUUUGUUCACCUCUUUCCCCCUGAAAAUGAGCUACAUUCAGCAGAACAUUCCCUGCAGUCCUUGUGUAUGGUUGACAACAAAUCAUGAGUGGACAUGUGUUUACGAUAUCAUAGGCACUAGCCAGUAGGUCCCUGCACAGUCACCUCUCCUCCCACCCCUGGUUUGAAUUGAUCAAAGCCACCCUGAACUGAUUUCAGAGCUCACCCUGGGUCAGAAACAAAUGUAUGCUUGUACUGGGAAUGCCAGGAGGGGUUUUCCAAACCACACCUUCCAUUCCUGUCUUCACUCCCAGAUUUCCAGGGCUUAGGUAAUUUGCAUCCAGUGUUGCUAACACUCAUUUCUCUCUCUCUCUCUCUCUUACAGAACCAGGCACCCCCUGGCCUUUACACAAGGACAAGAGACCCUGCUACAGCCCCAGACACUCCAGACAUCUUAGAGAUUGAAUUCAAGAAGGGUAAGGACAGUCUUUUUGCAAUGCUGCAUUGUGGCCACAUUCGGAAGAGUGAGUACAGUUCUGGUCACAACAUCUAAAACAGGGGUCAGCAAACUUUUUCAGCAGGGGGCAAGUCCACUGUCCCUCAGACCUUGUGGGGGGCCGGACUAUAUUUUGGAAAAAAAUAAUGAACGAAUUCCUAUGCCCCACAAAUAACCCAGAGAUGCAUUUUAAAUAAAAGCACACAUUCUACUCAUGUAAGAACACACUGAUUCCCGGAAUGUCCGCAGGCUGGAUUUAGAAGGCGUUUGGGCCAGAUCCGGCCCCCUGGCCUUAGUUUGCCUACCCAUGAUCUAAAAUAAAAAUGUGUUGUAGGCUUGGAAAUGGUGCAGAAAAGGACACUCUAAAUCAGGGGUGCCCAAACUUUUUUCAAAGAGGGUCAGAUUUGAUGGAGUGAACAUGCGUGAGGGCCGACCAAAGUUGUUGAGUUUUUUUAGGAUUGAAGUUGUUGAGUUUUUACCCCAGGACAUAUACUGCCACAGGGGCCAGAUUACAUUGACUGGUGCACCAGAUUAGGCCCCCAAAACGGACUUUGGACAUGCCUGCUCUAAAUAGUCAGGGGGCUUGGAGCAAGCUUUGAGGUGAGGCUUUGGUGCUUUUCAGUAGAGUUUGUUAACAUAUCCAUCCAAAGGCCAUCAAACAGAGUAAUCAGAUGAUGGGAAAUCAAGCUUUAUUUGGGUUGAUCUACUGAUUAAGAACCUAAGAGACUGUUGGAUCAGGCCAGUGGCCCAUCUGGUCCAGCAUCUUGUUCUUACUGUGGCCAACCUGAUGCCUCUUCUGAGAAAACUCAAAACAGGACCAGAGCCCAAGAGCACUCUCUCUUCCUGUGGUUUCCAACAACUGGAUCAGAAGCAUUACUUCUUCUGAACAUGAAAGCAGAGCAGAGCCUUUGUGGCUACUAGCCAUUGAUAGCCUUCUUCAUGAAUUUGUCUCUUAAAACUAUCCAAGUUGGUGGCCUUUACUGCCUCCUGUGGGAGUGAAUUCCAGAGUUACUAUGUGCUGCAUGAAAAUCCCUUUUCUUUUAUCUGCCCUGAAUCUUCCAACAUUCAGCUUCAUUGGAUAUCCACAACUUCUAGUGUUAUGAGGGAGAAAAACGCUUUUCUGUAUCCAUUUUCUCCAUGCCAUGCAUAAUUUUAUCAUUGUCUAUCAUGCUGCCUUUUUUCUAGACUAAUAAUAAUAAUAAUAAUCCCCAAAGCUCCAACCUUUCCUCAUAGGAGAAUUGCUUCAGGCCCUUGAUAAUUUCCAAUUCUUCAAUAUCCUUUCUGAGGUGAGGUGACCAGAAUUGUACACAGUAUUCCAAACACUAUCACACCAGAGAUUUUUAUAAAGGCAUUAUAUCCACAUUUUAAUUUUCAAUUCCUUUCCUAACGAUCCCUAGCAUGAAAUUUCUCUUUUCCACAGCCACUGUGCACUGGGCCGACAUUUUCAUAGAGCGAUCCACUACAACGCCAAGGCACAAUAUAAUAGCCUGAUCAAAGCACAAAUAAAUUAACCGGUAGGGAAAGCGAAGGCCCAUCAAUGGAUUCUCCCUCCAUCACCAUGUGUCCACCCAGCAUCCCUACCGGACGACACAGAGUGAUGCAGUGAGGUUUAAUAACUCACUCUGUGUUUUGAGAGAAAGGCGUGCUCUGGCACCCACAGAAACCCACACGCACCCACAUGCUACCCUCCUUUCGCCUGCAAACACAUCCUUGUUUUACCCCCUAGUUAAUUUAUUUGAAGUUCUAAUCUAAUUAUUAACUAUUUUAAAAGGGAUAAGCAGCUUUCCUGGACAAUGCCUGCGCUCCUCCAGGCGGGCCACGUCCGAUCGCUGUCCGAAAAGGCUACAAUAGACCGAGAAAGACGAUGGCGAGGAGGUGCUGACGGCUGUGCUGACCAGAAAGAGAUUUAGGGUUCAUUAUCGCCGGGGCUUACAUUUAAUAGUCAUUUACAGCCGAAUUCAUAAACCCUCCAGUCUCCUAGCCCACUUUUUCUUUCCUGUGUAUGUGUGUGUAAGGCGCAGGGGGGACAACAAAAAAAUAAAAUAUAUAAAUGGGUUUAGAAUGGAGACGCUGACAGGCAGCCUUCACCACACAGCGGGCCUUUUGUAAUAAAGACUAGAAAGGAAGCUAUUGAAUCCUGAUUAGUGACUGAUAAAGCUCUAUAUGGUAAUGAGGAGGGCAGAUGGAAGAGAGAUUAGCCUCUGAACAGGCUCACCGGCCUCCCCCCACUGCCAAGUUUCCCCCUAUUUUUCUUUUAUGGGUCUCCCACCCUCUUUUCCACCUCCCCACACAUCUCCCCUGUGUCCCGCUUCCGUAUACAUUUAUUGCUCAUUUCAUACUGGGGGGGAGGGGGGAGAGAAGAAAAGAGCGGUUUCUUUCUCUUUCAGUCACCACCUUGGGCUCUUCAUGUCUUUCCCUCAUGCUCUUAAAAAGAACAGAAAAUAAUAUUUCUUUUUGUUUUGGUUGCCACACCUCUGGGCUUCCCACUCUCGGGGUUCCCGCCACUUCCCCUCACUGUCACCCUCUUAAAAAUAAAAUGAAAGUAAGUGUAGUCUUGAAUUCCCUGAGAAUCUUCUCGGUCUUUGGCCACAAACAGUCCCAAGUCAAGCUCCCUAUUCAUUCCUGUCAGGUGGAUAACUGGGGACAUGUGCGGCAUUUGUCCGUCAAAUGGAUGUUAACAGGGGCCGUGCGCUGUGUUUUCACUUGCGCCUCAGUUUUCCCGUCCUUUCUCCUCCUCCUCCUCUUUUAAUUGUGGGGUGGGGGUGUAGAGUUUGUCCGCCGGGGCCGAGUCUCGGUGGCUGGUGGAACAGAAGGUGCGACGGGCUGAGACAAUGAGGGAGCGUGAAAUUUAAUUAGUCGAGGCCUUACCCGCAAUUUCAAGCUCCUCAAAAAAAAGAGGUGGGGGGGAAUAGACGGGCGGGUGGGAAGGGGCAGUUGUAUGUGGGAGGGGGGAAACUUUUAUUGCCUUAAAAAAAAAAAACCCACCUCUUUUCUCUCAGGGCUUUUUUUCGGCCUCGUAUUGUGUGAGGGUUCACCCGACCCUGCUUUUUAAAGGGGGGAAAAAACACCAGAGCCUUCUGAGCGGAGCAGCUUAGCCAUGCCUUUUUAAGAAGUUAUUUAGAGUUCAUAUCUGUCACAUCUAUUUAACACGUCCAGGGUGAUGUUUUAAAGAGGCGCUCUUGACAUUAAUAAGGGGAUUUCAAAGUCCAGUUCCCCUGUUACCCUCCCUGCCCGUCUGUUUCCUGUGCCGACUUUCUCUCCCCCACCCCGUCCAUCUCCAUGUCCCUUUUCUCUUGCCUGACAGGUGUCCCCAUCAAGGUCACCAAUGUCGAAUACGGCACUGCCCACCAUUCGUCCCUCGAGCUCUUCGUUUACCUGAAUGAAAUUGCGUAAGUUUCCCCGUCUGUGUUGGCCCCAUGGAAGGAUGAAGGAUGAAGAGAAAUUCAUUUUGGUUCAUGUUUAUCAUCAGACCUACCAUAAUUUGCGCUUUCUGGAAGAUACAUGAACCACAAACACAGCCAUCCUCUGAAAUUUGCCCUUCUCCCAAUUUUGCACUGUGGUUCUCCAGCCAAUUAAUGUGCCCCAAAAUGCAUGAAAUAGGAUAAAGCGUGUGUAAGAAAAGGGACGUAUGUACUGAAGAUAACAUACAAAAAUGCAUUAUAUUACCCGGAUUAAAAUGUAAAAAUGCAGUAUUUAAAACACUUUAAAACAACAUACAAUCACAAAAAUAAGGUGGGUCCAAUAUAUAUAUAUCUCAUAUAAGGCAGUGUUCCUGUGAGAAAGAGGGAGAGGAAAUAUACAUGUCCCUCCUUGUCUUUCUUGUUUAUUACCUGCCCUUCAUCCUAAAGACCUAGGGUGGGUUACAGCCAUUUAAACCACAUGCAAGUUCGAAAAAACUUGCAAUCAUAGAAGUGCAGUGGGCUCUAAAAAUAUACACCUCAGGUGUCAAAGGCUAGGAUAAAGAGGUGUGUCUUUAGCAUUCACUGGAAGCUGUAUAGUGAAAGUGCCCAACACAUCUCUGUGGGGAAGGAGCUCCACAACUUAGGGGCUGCCACAGAGAAGGCCCUCUCCUGGGUGUCUGAGGGUGGUGGAACAACCAAGAGGUCCCCCUCUGCCAGUCUUGGCACCUGGGAUGGUAUGUAGGGAAGGAGGUGACCUUUCAGGUAUUUGGGGCCUGAGUUGUUUAGGGCUUUAAACACUAAAGUGAACACUUUGAAUUGGGUCUGGAAACAAACUGGCAACCAGUGCAGCUGAUUUAAAAUGGGUGGAGGGGUAUGUGAGUUCUAAAUGUAACCCGAUCCACUGAACCUGGCACCAGCUGAAGUGUUGGAGUCAUCUUCUAGGGAAGCCCCACACAGAUCACAUUGCAGAAUCCAAUUUGGAAGGUGGAAGAGCAUGGAGUACAGUGGCUAAGUCAUCUGUCCAAAAGGGGUCAAAACCCUUGUACCCAGCAAUCCUGAGAGAGACCUUUACCCUUUCCCUUUGCUUCUAGUGCUUUGCACUGCCUUGCCUGCAGGUUUAGAAACACAUAGAACUAUGGAUUUUUUUAGAAUUGGAAGGGACCCCAAGGGUCAUCUAUUCCAACCACCUGCAAUGCAGGAAUCUCAAACAGAUCAUACAUAGCAGCUGGCCAUCCAACCUCUUCUUAUAAACCUCCAAGGAAAGAGAGUCCAGCAUAUAUUGUGGGAGUCUGUUCCAUGCCUGUGAGCAUUGACUCUCGCCUCCUUCCUCUCCACAGUGCCAAGCAUGGUGUUGGGCGCAUUGACAUCGUGGAGAACCGGUUCAUCGGAAUGAAGUCUCGAGGUAAGCAUUGUUCUUUCUGAACUUGCAGAGAUUCAGCUAAACCCAGACCUGACACACUAAUUUGAGCUCCCUCUAUCGGAAGGGAAGGGGGCUCCCUACUAUGUUGGCUUGCCUGGUUGUCAGGAUCAUCUGUGGAAGCCCUGCUGGUGGUGCCACUGUACUUUGAGGCCCAUGGAUUGUGGUGUAUGGGAGUGCCUUAUUGGUGGUAGGCCCAAGAAGUGCCCACUCUUUGGAGGUGGCCUAGCAACAUUGCUGUACUCCUUGUUGAUUAAUCAUGCGCCUCUUCGAGAUGCACCUCUUUGCCUAAGUUUUUGGAAGUGGUUGAGUUGUUUAAAUCUGGUUGGAGAUCUGGCCCUACUCCUUGCCUAAUUAUUGGGCUGGUGUUGGCUAUAAUCCAGUAACACACAAGCUGUACUUCCAUUUCCUCCUUUCCUGAACCUUAGAAAGGACCAUAGCUUAGUGACAGAGCAAGCAGAAGGUCUGAAGUUCAAUCCCCAGCAUCUCCAGGUAGGAUUGAGAGAGAUCUCCUGCCUGAAACCCUGGUGAGCUGCUACCAGUCAGUGUAGACAGUACUGAGCUAGAUGGUCUGACUCAGUAUAAGGCAGCUUCCUGUGUUUCCUCCGGACAAGGGACAACAUCUAAAGGUCACUCAAAACUUGGAGCAGUCUGUUCCAAUCAUUGCUCCUAAUAUGUUGGAAACAGUAUGGUGUAGUGGUUAGAGUGUUGGACUAGGACCUGUGAUACCAGAGUUCAAAUCUCCCACUUGCCAUUGAAGCUCAGCCUAACCUACCCCACUGGGUUGCUAUGGGGAUUAAAUGAGGACUACGGCCUGGGACCUGGGAGUCCAAGGUUCAAAUCCCUGUUUGGCCACGUAGCUCAUUGGGUGUGACCUUGGGCCAGUCACUGCCUCUCAGCCUAUAGCUUACCUCACAGGGCUGUUGUGGAGAUUAAUUAAGGAGGGGAAGAACCACAUCUGCCGCUUUGACCUCCGAGGAGAUAAAAGGUGUUCUAUAAAUGCAUUAAAUAAAUUUAAUAAAAGUAAUAAAUAAAUUGAUAGCCUGGAUAGCUCAAUUGGUUAGAGCGUGGUGGUGAUGAUAAUGCCAAGGUUGCAGGUACAAGCCUUAUAUAGGACAGCUGCAUAUUCCUGCAUUGCAGGGGGUUGGGCUAGAUGAUCAUCAGGGUCCCUUCCAUCUCUAUGAUCCUAUGAUUCUAAAGAAUUGCAGGUGGGGUGGUUGAAGGUAUCCUUGACUAUGGUGUGAACGCUCAUCCCAAUAUCAGCAACGGUGAAUGGGCUUUGUGAGGGGCAGAUGUUGAGUCAUGCUUGCAGCUCAGGAAGUGCCAUUCUUUCAGAUUCUUCAGCUCCCUUGAAACAAUUUCUCCCUUUCUCCUACCAAACUCCCCUCAGAUCUCUAGGAGCGGCUGCAGGAAUAGUGAAUGGCAUGUCUCUUUUAUGUGGGUGCCCCCUAGACGGAUAGCAGUAGGGAUGCAUGCGUGUAUGUGUAUGUGUAUGUGUGUGCUUGGGGAGACGUCUGGUUUUCUCUUCUUUGUAAAACAACAACAACAAAUCUUUUAAAAGAUAUGUUAUUCAAACCUGUUGCUAUUUCGACACUGCUCUUUUUUUGGCCCCAUCUGCAUUGUGUACUUAAAGCACUGUGGUACCACUUUAAACAGCCAUGUUGUUUAGUUGUUUAGUCGUGUCCGACUCUUUGUGACCCCAUGGUCCAGAGCAUGCCAGGCACUCCUGUCUUCCACUGCCUCCCGCAGUUUGGUCAGAGUCAUGUUUGUAGCUUUGAGAACACUAUCCAACCAUCUCGUCCUCUGUCGUCCCCUUCUUCUUGUGCCCUCCAUCUUUCCCAACAUCAGGGUCUUUUCCAGGGAGUCUUCUCUUCUCAUGAGGUGGCCAAAGUAUUGGAGCCUCAGCUUCAGCUUCUGUUUAAACAGCCAUGGCUCCCCCCAAAAAUUCUGGGAACUGUACUUUGUUUAGGGUGCUUGGAAUUGUUAGGCGACAAUCUAUUCUCCUCUUGGAACUACAAUUCCCAGAGUUCUUUGGGAAGAGGGAUUGACUGUUAAGCCAGCCUAGGAGGCAGAGCAUAGCCAUCAUGGCUUGUAGCCAUUGAUAGCCCUCUUCUCCAUUAAUUUGUUCAAUCCUCUUUUAAAACUAUCCAAGCUGGUGGCCAUCACUGCCUCCUGCAGGAGCAAGUUCCAUAGUUUAACUAUUUGCUGCAUGUAGAAGUCGUCUCUAUUAUCUGUCCUGAAUCUUCCAAUAUUCAUCUUCAUUGGAUGCCCAUGAGUUCUAGGGUCAUGAGAGGAGGGGGGAAGAAACACAAUUUUAUUAACUUCUAACAUGUCACCUUGUUCUCCAUACUAAAAAGUCCCAAAUGCUGCAAACUUUCUUUAUAGGGGAGUUGUUCCUCCAGAUCUCUGCCUCCCCAACUCUUUUCUCUCAGUUGGUUAGGAUUUCCUCACACCAAGAAUACUUUGAAAAGGAUAGAGUAAAAGAAAACAUGGAUUGAAGAAGUGAAAAGUGUGGGAAGGCAGUGAUUUGGAGGAGAGCCUCAUAUGGACCACAGAGACUUAAUGGAGGCCCAGGAAGCUAACUGUCCACAUUAAACGACAGAAAUGUUUCAGCUCUUAGGAACUCUUGACAUGAGUGCUAGGGGCUGCCAGAACCUCAGUUGCCCCUAAAUCUUGCAGGAUUUGUGACUUUUGCUUUGAUAUAAAAAUAUGUAGUGUUUAGCAUUAGCCGGAAAAACAACCAAUAAUAAAUUACAUGUAACAAAAUGCUUGGAGGUCCCAGAAAGAUUUUAGGCUCCUUGGUGGGAUUUUAUCUCAUAAACAACUAAUGGGGAUGCACAGGACUUUGUCUCCUCAGUACAAUGUGAAAUUUGGCUUACCUGAUGUUCUUAAGUACUUUGGCAAGCUAAUUCUCUUCCAGAUAUACUAUGCUACUGUUUUGUAAUUCUAUUUAUUUCUAUUUUAUUGAUUUGUUUAUGUCCAUAAGUUACUAUUUUUUUAAUGGCAGUCUGGGUGAGGUCACUGUCGUACUAUGGAACUCGUUCCCAUAGGAGACAGCGAUGACCUCCACCUUGGAUAGCUUUAAAAGAGGAUUAGGCAAACACAUGAUGGGAGGAGAAAACUACCAAUGGGUACCAGCAGUCAGAUGUAGCAAUGGAUCUGAAUACCAGUUGCUGGAAAGCAAAGGAAGGGUGAAUACUCUUGUUCUUGUGUCCUGCUUGUGGGAUUCCCUUGAGGGUCUGUGGUUGGCCACUGGACUGGAUGGAUUCUCUCUGGCAUGACCCGGCAGGCUCUUCUUGCGAUUUCAUGUAUGGAAGGGGAGAGGUUUCGCCCUCCUUUCAUGCUCCGGAGUGCGCUGGAGUUAGUGCCUCUGGUUACAGAGUGUCACAGGUGGAUUGCUGUCAAGGAAGCCGAAACAGCUUUGCUGGAGGUAAACAGACAGCCGAGGUUACAAAUUAGAAAUUUUUAAGUAGCGGCAGCUGUCUUUUAUACCCCCCUCCUCCCAUCACCCCCCCAAUCCUCGUCCACUUUCACGGCAGCAAUUACGGCGUGAUUGAAAUGCCGUGAGCCACGCAUCGCUGACACCUCUGUCUUUUUCCUGUAAACAUGGAGAGAUGAAAAUAGACACUUGGAGCGGCGGUGAGUGUCACUUUGAAGGUGGCUCUUGUCUCCUGUGCGGCGACGCAGGACGGGCGCCUGUCAUUUUCCUCUCCCCCACGCACGGUGGAUCGUACUUCGACUGUCAAGAAGAAAAAACCCCAGCUUCCAGGCCUACAGUCUUUGUGGCUCCGGGUUCCUGUCACAAAUCAAACAAAAACAAAAAAGAGAGAGAGAGAACUGGGGAGGCAGACAGACAGAAGAAAAUAAUCCAUUUCUAACACUCCCUUUUUUCUUUCAGAGAAAUGUGUGGGGCAAUAUGGAAGGGGAGGGCUGCCCAGGGAGGAGGAAUGGGUGGAUGAAAGCUUAUAUAUACACACAGAGAAAACCAAGCUUUUUAUCUGUCCAAAUUAACUUUAACAUCUUCUGAGGAAAGGAGAAGACAGAUUAAUUGGAGUGGAUUAGGGUUACUGCACAGAUUUGGUGAUAAGAGGCUACCCUUGUCUUGCCACAGAUAUUUUUGUUUCUAUGUUGUUGUUUCUUAAAAAGCCCUCUGUGGUGUACAAGGGUCAGCAAACUUUUUCAGUAGAGGGCCAGUCCACUGUCCCUCAGACCAUGUGGGGGGCUGGACUAUAUUUUGGGGGGGGGGGAUGAACGAAUUCCUAUGCCUCACAAAUAACCCAGAGAUGCAUUUUAAAUAAAAGCACACAUUCUACUCAUGUAAAAACAUGCUGAUUCCUGGACCAUCCGCGGGCCGGAUUUAGAAGGCAAUUGGCCAGCAUCCAGCUCCCGGGCCUUAGUUUGCCUACCCAUGGUGUAGAAGAACAUUUUUAUUCUGCUGCACACUCAAGGGAUUAAGGAACAAGGAUGGUCUCUCUCUCUCUCUCCAUCCCCUCCACCACAUUCCUCUCUUCCUUCACAUUGCACCAGUGCAACUGUCUGCCAUGUGUCCUUAGCCCUGUCACUUAACCACUGCCAAACAUUGCAAGCUCACUUGGAAUUGCAAAUGCUGAGGGGAGAAUUUGGAAACCUUCUAGUGGGAUCCCUUUGACAGUGUGUGUCCACCUACUUUUCACCCACCAUUCCUUCCCAUGGAGCUCCUCUUUAAGUGGCUCCUGGGGUUUCCACACUGCCCUCUCCAUCCUCCCAGGAUUAAUAUAAUCUUGGGACCCUGGCCAGUGCCAUCAUUGGAUCAGACCAGUUCCUCCUAGCUCUGUGAGGCAGGGAAGUGGGAUGUUUUUCAGCCUCUGGACGACAUUCCCUUCUGGGCAACCUUUUGAGGGGUGCAGGCCAGUGGUGGGUAGAACCAGAGGCCUGAGUGGGUGAACCAAUGGAUGUAAAUUUUGGCUUUGUACAGUAGGCUAGUUUGUAGACAUGCUAACUCACCCUUUCCCUAUGUUUCGUCAAGCCAACAAGAGGUGGGGUCAGAGUUCAGGGACACAUUUCCAUCCAUCCAGGCAAAUAACAUCUGGAGGUGUGAAGCAGGGCCACUGAGGGGUGUGGCCUGGGGACACUUCCAAGGGCCAGGUAGAAACUCAUGGAGGGCCACAAUUGGCUUCUAGGCCUGAGGUUCCUCAGCCCUGCUGUAGAAACUUUCUUAGCUUCUUGGGCUGUGAAGAUCUGUGAGCCAGAGUCUACAAACAUCAAGACUUGAUAGGUCCGGCUGGUUACCCAUCAAACCAACCUGUGAGACAUGAAAGGUCUUUGAUCUCCUGUCCAUGGCAUGAAUUUCUUUUUCUCCUCUUUCUCUGUACAUCAAAAGAGAUACAUCAAGGUGUCAGGCUUCCCCCAGUCUUUCUGGGUUGGCAAGAUCAUAGCCCAGUGGCAGAGCAUCCGCCUUGCAUGCAGAAGGUCCCAGGUUCAAUCCCCAGCAUCUCCAGGUAGGGCUGGGAUAGACCCCUACCCAAAAUCCUGGAAAGCCACUGACAGUCAGUGAGGAAAGUACUGAGUUAGAUAGGAACUCUUCUGCUAGAUGGGGGUGAAAGUGAACCAGGAGUAGAGCUGGGAGAGAAAUAUGAUUCAAUUGAUGUAUAAAAGUAAAAUUACCUAAUUCACACUUUCUGAGACAAAAUGCAAACUGAAAUGCAGCCCUCCUUCAAGAUUUGCCUGUCAGAUACAGAUAAAACUGACCAAAAUGAUCAAGGGGAUGCAGAAACUCCUUUAUGAGGAAAGAAAGAUUGCAGUAUUUGGAACUUUUUGCUUUAGACAAAAGGCAAGUGAGAGAUGACAGGAUAGACCUUUAUAAAAUGAUGCAGGGCAUGGAGAAAGUGAUGGGGGGAGUUUUUAUCCCCUUCUUAUAAUGCUACAAGUUGUAGAGAUCCCAUGGAGCUUUAAAGGCGAAAGAUUUGUACGGUCCGAAGAAAAACCAGAGUAGCCCAUGAAACUGACUGUUGGAAGAUUCAGAACAGAUAAAAGAAAAUCCUUAUUCAUGCAGCUCAUAAUUAAACUAUGGAACUCGUUCCAUAUAAUGCCUUUCUCAAGGCUGUUAUUUAUGCACACUUUUGCCACUUGUAAUUUUUUGCAAGCAACCCCCCCCCCCGCCACGCAAUGCAUUUCCAUGUGUUAUUUCCACACAUUUAUUCUAUUUCAUUCUGGUCAUGGAACCUGCUUUGCAUGGAUAAAUUUCAAAGGAAAGCUGUGUUUUAUGCAUCAUCUUGCUACAAACAGAACACAAGGUAAACCGCAUGUUAAAAUGUGGACUCCGAAUGGACAUUCUCCCAUAUCCCCUAAACUGAGUUAAGCUUGGCGAUGAGGAACAGAUUGCGGUGGGGACAGUCUGGGUUGGCAGCCCCCAAGUGAAGGUAGAUUAAAACUACCGUCCCCCCCCACCUUCUCAGGUACCCUCCAUUUUUUGUCACAGCUGAGACGGGAGAGGGGCUUUCACUUCUUCUUCAGUGGAACCGUGUUGCGGGGCGGGGGGAGCGAGGGGGAAGGUUUUCUUCCAAACCCCCACGACUUUGCCCCGCGUGGCUUGUUUAAUUACAGGUUUUCAGGCACAGACCGGUGGGCUUGCUUCAGUGGGGGGAGUCGCCUCCAAAACCCUGUCAUUUAGCCUCGUUGGAGUGCCUCUUCAAAGAAGGGAAUCUAGAAAUUUUCUCCGCAAGGUGCGGAGUGGACUGUCUCGGCCUCAGCAUGACUAUAAUGACACAUGCAUUUUACGGCAAGCUGAGAGUGAAUGGAGCCAGGACUGCGGCUCCUUCUGUCAGCCAAAUCAUUAUUUUUUGUCAUUUCCUGACAGUUUGGGUCUCAUUCAUUCCUCUCCCCCUCCCCCCUCUUCUCUUCUCCCCCCAUCUUCUUUCUUUCUUUCUCCCCCUGCCUCGUGAAAUGGCUAGGUAUCUACGAGACUCCGGCGGGGACCAUACUGUACCACGCUCAUUUAGACAUUGAGGCCUUCACCAUGGACCGGGAAGUGAGGAGAAUCAAGCAAGCGUUGGCCUUGAAAUUUGCUGAGCUGGUGUACAAUGGUAUGUAGCACCAAACAAACAAACAAACAAACAAACAAAAUCAUUUUCCUUCCAAGAGUGCCUCUCUCUGUUUUUCAUUUAUGUUUUGGUAUAAAGCAACAGAGGAAGUCUGCAUCUUAGAUGUCGCUCAGUACCAUUGCUUAUUCCUUGUAUUUUAGGGGUGGCUCAGUUGCCCAGAUAAAUUUAACCUAGUUCUCUCCUCCACACACACACACACACACACACACACACACACACACACAGAGUUCAAGGUAUAAGCAACUGUCAGUCCACACUUUCAUGUUACAUCUUUCUUUCCAGAUUUCAUAUGAAAUAAGGCCCAUAACGUUUGUUCCAUUACCUAGUUAGGUUUUCUGUUGUGUGGGGGGAGGCUCACAAAUUUAAUCUACUAAGAUUAACAUCAUAUUUCAGUUGUUUUAAUCUUCCCUGGGACCUUAAGGUGAAGGGCAGAUAAUAAAUGGUAACAAAAGCAACAACAUAGCAAUAAGUCAGUUUAAAAACAAACAAACAAGAAAUUAAAAAAUAUAAGUAAUCAUAACAUAUAUGGAGUGCUUGGGGGGUACUCAAAGGUAUGCUGAACUGGCCCCUUUUUUUCUCGAAGAAAAGCACUGGUUAAAAAUGUGGCGCUUACUGUAACAACUUCAUGGUGAGUACCAGCACCCAUUUAUCUAGAAGAAACGCACUGUAUCUUUACUUUAUAUGUGUGUGUGUUUGUGUGUGUAUUACAAGGGAUUCUAAAAAGCAAAGAAGGCAAUCACCAUCUUUGUAUUUAACUGUUUGCUCUUUGCUAAUUCUUUUUUGGUUUUUUUACCCUGACUUUCAAUGAAAUGUUUUCAAGGAGGCUAUUUGAGGAGGAUGUAUCACAAAGUGUACAGGAAGAAGAAAAAAGGGGGAAACCAGAAAAUUUUAAAAAGAGGUGUUUCCCCUUCUCUUCCUGCCAUAGGAGGGGAUGCCUCUGAUCAUGAUGAAGUGCAUCAUGUUCAGAUAUCUGAGCAUGUGACAAAAGCAUGCUUUUUGCUAACUCUUCUUUUUAUUUAACAUCUGCAAGUGCAAUACUGAUGGAACAAUUCAAAAUCAGACUGUGAUUUCAGUGAUUGGCUAACAGCCUUAGUAAAUCUUCCUAUCUGCAAUAUGGCGCCAUGUCUGAACCUGUGGCCUCCCAAAGCCCUCUCCUGACACAGCCACUGACCAAGUCAUGAAAUAGAUAAUUCCCAGUCACAAGUCACCAUCUGGAGAACAAAGUCAUAAUUCCCCACCUCGGAUGGUUGAGGGAUUCAAUUUUGAUGUGAACGGGCCUGAUCCAUGCUUCUUCGACUAAGGUGAAGAUUGGAAUGCAGCUCUCCUUUUGCAGGGCUCUGAAUCUUGCAAUGCAGUCCUUGGCUUAAAACACACACAAAAGGACCAAAAUGUGUUAAAAUCCAUCUUUUGGGGAAUAAGAUGCAUCUAGAAAUGCAUACAUUAACAUUUUGUGCUAAUAAUUUGGUGUUAAAUAUGAAUUUAGGUAAGUGCCUGGAUCUUGGGGUCUUCAGAUAUCUUGGAAGUGCUCACUGUACCUCUCCUGUUAAGUAUUUGCAAAUAUUCUAUCCCUUUCAAGGGAAACAGCUUUAGAUUUGAGCACCAUCAGUAACUGAUGUAGUUCCUGAGUCUCUGUGUGUAAUUGACACACUUACUAUUGUUACAUUCCAUCCCUGUCUUCUCCAGCAGUGUAGGAUUCCAGGGGUUGCAGGUGCAUUUUACCCAGAGCUUAUGUUUCCUUUCAGACAAUGAGGCACAGCAGAGACUGUGGUGUCUUUAUGAUAUAUGGUUUAUUCACACGUAUAUACAACCUGAACCUAGAUGAAGCGUUUGCAGAGCAUGAAAACAGAACAGCUGAAAACCAUGCUCUCUGUCUCCUUUUUUAGCAGCUUGCCACUAUCAGUCAACAUCAUGUUCCGCCCCGCCUUUCUCUGCUUUCUAAACUGCUUGCAAACCUAACAUUCUCCUCCUGUUUGCUUACAUCAUCCACCCUGAAAUCCUAAACUACUUUGGUCUCUGCCCACCAGCACACAGCUGGAGUCUGCAGUCUUCAAUCCCUCUUGGUGGUUUCCUUGACCUUACUCUGCUUCGUUCCUUAAGAAUUAGGGGGGACUUGUACCCACAAAACUCUGACAUCCCAACACAUCUGGAACUCUCUGUCUGGUCCUCUGACCUCUCCCUAGGCCAAAAUCCCACCAACUCUGCUUGGCGCCUUCCUCAUGUGUUUUUAGCCUGGCUAGAAAGUGUGUCCUGCCUUUAGCUUGCUGGAUGGAGGACAGAGAGUCAUGUGAAUAGAAACAAGCCUGCUAUACAAAGGUAAAGAGUUGUCACUAGUCCUAGUCCUAUUCAGACGCAUUGAAUUUGCUAGGCACAACUAAGUUGCAUUACUGUCCAUGGGCCUGAUUUAUGUUGAACUCAGUUGGAGACAACCCAAAAUUGACAUCCCAUUGCUCCACCCAGUUUUGUCUCUGACCCCCCCCCACGGGCACUAGGGAGUGGUUCUUGUCUGGUAACAUAGCAGCUCCAGCAUGUUUUUCAUACAGCUUGUUUUUUAAAAUAAUAAGAAUAAGAAUAAUAAUACAGGCAUACCUUGGGUUGAAUGUGCUUCAGGUUGAGCGCUUUCAGGUUGCGCUCCGCGGCAACCUGGAAGUAACGAAGCGCGUUACUUCCGGGUUUCGCUGCUCACACAGACGCUCAAAAUGACGUCACGCGCAUGCGCAGAAGCGGCAAAAUGCAACCCACGCACGCGCAGAUGCGCCAUCGCAUCUUACGUUCCAUUCAGAAUGCGAAUGGGGCUCCGGAACAGAUCCCGUUCGCAUCCCGAGGUACCACUGUACAGUUUUUCAAAACAAGUGAAACAAUGAAAUUUCAGUAAAACAGUUUGAAAACAGUUAUUUCACACAUUCAAAAAAUAAUAACUAAAAUAACCGAUAAGCUAAAAACCACAUUGAAAUGCCUGUCAGCAUUCUAUAUAUCUGGAGAGGCCUGCCUAAAUAAAAAUGUUUUUAGCAGGUGUCAGAAAGACUACAGUGAAAGUACCUGUCUUGUGCCAAUAGGCAGGGAGUUCCAACGGUUGUGUGCUGCUAUGCUAAUAGAUCAAUUUAUUGGAAAUGCAGAAUGAGUGUUAUGGAGCACCACUAUCUUUGUCUGUUCCACAGAUCCAAACUGCUCCCUUUGAAGAAAGCUAAGGAUAAUCAGAGGCCAUUCUAACAGUAGUAAAGUGCUCGGCUUCCUUCCAUUAGAACACCACCCCUUUAAACUGUGAGCAGCUCUGCUUGAGAGACGAGACUCUAGCCUUCAUGAGACCAUAAGGCUUUAGUUGAGCUGGAUCAGUAUCUGCCUUUCCUGGCAGCUCUCUGAAUUCCCUGAUUCCCCUCCUGUAGUCUUGCUUUUUUGGAAACUAGCAAGCACUCUAUGAGUGGAACAAGUUUGCUCUUGCUGCUGGACAGCUCCCUGCUGACGCUCCAUCUCCCCCAGGUCUUUCCAAGUUCCCUGCAGUAGGGAAGGAAGGCCUGAGGCUUUCCCAAUGCUGAUUGGACUCCAGCUCCCAUCAGCUCCUGCAGCCAAUGUGGUCAGGGAUGAUAGGAGUUGUAGUUGAGUAACAAAUGGAGGGGCCACAGGCUCUUCCCUGCAGGCUGAAAGCAUGGCUAAUGUAGGCCCAUUAAUUUAAGAAUAUAAUAAGAGCACUGCUGGAUCGGGCCAAUGGCCCAUCUAGUUUAGCAUCCUAUUCUCACAGUAGCCAACCAGAUGUCUGUGGGAAACCUGCAAGCAAAACCCACGAGAACUUCCUUCCUGUGUUUUCCAGCAACUGGUAUUCAAAAGCAUUGCUGCAGCCUAAAGUCCUGGAGGCAGAGCAUAGCCAUUGUGGCUAGUAGCCCUGGACAGCCUUAUCCUCCUCCUUGAAUUUGUCCAACCCUCUUUUAAAGCCAUUCACGUUGGUGGCUAUCACCACUCCCUGCAGGAGCAAGUUCCAUAGUUUACAUAACUCUUUGCUGUGUGGAGAAUGACUUCCUUGUAUUUGUCCCAAAUCUUCCAACAUUCAUAUCCGUUGGAUGUCUACAAGUUUUAGGUGGAAUCUAUGUAUUUUUAAUUUUUUUUAAAAAAUGCUGUGAAAAUGCUUUUUUAAAAAAAGUUUUGAAAAAUGCAUUGAAUUUGGCAUAGCUCACUGUUGCCAUCUAGUGUCACAUUUGUAUAUUGCCCUUUACAAAACAUUUAAAACGUUUUAUUGGAGCUGUGUAGCUGAGUCCUUAAUGUUAGGGGCUGUGUGUGAAAACCUUUUCUUUGUUCACUUUCUCUAUGCCAUACAUCAUUUAUAUAAGCAGCUUUCAUGUUGCCUCUAACUUGCCUUUUCUCUAAACUAAAAAAGUCCGAAAUGCUACAUCCUUUUCUCAUAGGGGAAUUGCUCCAUCCCAUCGAUCAUUUCCCUUGCCCUUUUCUGACCCUUUUUUUCAAUGGGUGUGCUGUGAGUAGGACUUAGUUCAAUCAACCCAAGGUUUUUUGGAAGUACUAUAAAAUUUGGUGAACUGGGGGAGAUGCUUGGUUGGAAAUAAUCUAGAUAGAAUUUUUAAGAAGCAGAUUUUGUUGUUGCUCCAGCAAAAUAUUGUUGGAUCUUUGUGGUUUAAUUUGUUCCUCCUUUCCUUCUUGAAGGAAACCUGCUAUGUGAUGCUGAGCCCACACUGGGGCACUGUGCAUCCCCCUUUUCCCCUCACUCCCCAUGAUUGAGGAUCUGGUCAUCUUUUGUAUGAGCAAACCAUGGGAAAUGGCAGGUGAAAUUUCUGGUUUGCAAAGGUAGAUCUGAGAAGGCUUUUUUGGGUGUGUGUGUGAGGGAGAGUGGUAGCGGGGAGAAAAGGAGACUGUUACCUCUGACAUUUCAAUCAGUCCUGUGGUCAGCAGGGCCAGCUAUUACAGAAUUGCUGCAAUUUGGAGGGUGAAAAGAAGAGGAGGGGCAGAAAGAACGGCUGUGCUGGAGGCUGUGACAUUCCAGAUGGGGGCUGGCAUGGGAAGCCCCUCCAUUAUGAGAGGGUCUGGGUGGUAGUUCUAUGUUUAUUUGCCCUUCUUCAGUCUGUUUCCCAGAUUUAAAGAAAAAAUACACAGGAAGCUGCCUUAAACAGAGCCAGACCAGUGGUCCAUCUAGUUCAAUGUUGUCUGCACUGACUAGCAGAGGCUCCUCAGGGUUUAAGGCAGGAGCCUUUCCCCAGUCCGGCCUGGAGAUGUUAAGGAUUCAGCCUGCAGCCUUCUUGCAAGCAGAGCAUGCACUCUGUCACUGAGCUGUGGUCUUUCACGUAAAAAGCUUCUAGUCCUCAUUGUUCUAAACAGAGGGCUGAAUUAAAUAGGAACAUAGAGAACUGUCUUACUCGGGGCUGUGCUUUCUAGACACAGGUCUGUGUCCAAGCAGUUUUUUGUGGGUUGUUGUUGUUUUGUCCCAUAACAUUCUACCGCCAUGUUCAGAGGCAGUAAUGGUUUGGAAUGCCAGUUGCUAGAAACCACAGGAGGGGAGAAGGCUGUUGUGCUUGAGUCCUGCUUGUGGUUCCCCACAAACAUCUGAGUGGCCAGUGUGAGAACAGAACACUGUGCUAGAUGGGUUGCUGGCUUGAUCCAGCAGGCUCUUUAUUUUCUUACGAAGUCUCUUGGACAACAUUUGACCCAGAACAGGUCCUAUCGUUUGCAGCUUGCCCUGAGCUUUUGCAACAGGGUGGGAACAUACCUCCGGAGAAUCAAAGUUGAGUGCCAGCAUACAACACCUCUUCUUUUAAAUAAAAAAAGCCAUUUAAGUUUUUAUUUUUAAUUUUAAAAAACCCAACCCUCACAUCCGUGCCCACUCCAGGCUUAUGAUGUUUUCCAUUCUAAGAACAGAAACCAUUUGCAAGAUGAUAAAUAAACCAUUUAGGCAAAGAGAACAUUUUUUUUUUUUAAAAAAAGCAUUUUCUUUCCUAAAAAAAAUUAAAAUAAACACAGGCCAAAUAACAAUAUUGCAGAUCACAGAGGACUCCACUCAGCAGAGGGAACCUGCUGGAGGCCAGGCUUUCAUGCCCCUGUCUUCCUUAAACACCUAAUUAUUGUAACUAGUCUCUCUGAAUUUAAGGCAAUUAGCGGUUGUCAUUUCCCUCCCCCCCUCGCAAAAUCCCCCUCCCCUGCUCCCCAUCAUGCUGUGGGAAAGGUGGCACGGCAAAUGCGAGAGACUUCCCCCGUUUUGUUCUCUCUCGCUGCCAGGUAGAAGCCAGGUGUUGGAAAUCUUGCCAUCUCUCCCACGGUCCCUCCACUGCGAGGAUUAGGAGUGGAAUUACUCUUACAAAGUGAGAAGGUGACUAAGAAAGGGGGCAGUGUCCCGUUGAAUAGGAAAUUUGCUUUGAAGGGGCAGAUGGGGGCCAGGAAUAGUGGAUGGAGAAAAAGGGAGAAGGGUCUUUUAAGGAAGCGAUUAUGUUGAACUGGGGGUGGAGGUGGGGUGGAAGAUUUUAGGCCCAAGGGCCUCUUUGACUUCCAGAGAGCUUUCCGGGGGCCAUGUGCUGGCGGUGGGCAGGGCCAGAGGCAAAAACAAGUGAAACAAUUUUGUUUCAUAUAUAACAACAAAAUAAUACUGUGGCGGUACCUACGAAAGGCUGGCUAUUGAUACAUUUAAUAGUAAUCAUAAUGAUUAAUUUACCUGCAAGGUCACCUUAGCUCACCUCUACCCAGUCAGCUACUUCAAUCAGUGGAACUGGAACUUUUCCAGGUGCCUCAUAACGCCCAUUCUGCAUCUGUAAGAGAUCAAUCUUUUAGCCUGAUGGCAUCUGCCCUUUGGAACUCUCUGCCUUUUGACAUCAGGCAGCAUACCCUCCAACAUUUCCCUGAAUGCAUAGUAUUCUAUGCUUAUCUAUCUGGAUAAUAAAAUAAUCCUGUGUCUGAGGUUUGCAUUUCAGUGAGUAGGUGUCGGCUCGCAUGAUGAAGCCUAGUCUUCCUGCCCACAUGCUAGAUUUCUAGGUGCAGGGAUUUAUUUAAAUGACUACACCAGAGUAUUCCAUGGUGUAAAUCCCUUCUUGCAGUUGCAGUCUGUAUUAACCCAGGCACAGGUUGACCACCUUUGAUUCAAUGCAAUUAUAAAAGCAAGUACAGUGUGACCUAGGCAAACAUGUUUUGCUCACUGCAUCAGCACUUGUAGCCAGCUGCGAAUGAAAAGCCGAGGGCGGCGGGAAGGGAGCCACCUGUGUGUAAGUGAGAGUGCAAAGGGAUUAAAGGGAUAAACUGUUCUGAUCACCAAAAACAGUGAAAUAGGAUAGUUCUUUAAUCCUCUCUCUGUUCCUCUGGCAGUGUUAUGGUCUAACUGGCAUCAGGGGUAGAAACUAAUCCAGGGCAGCUUUCAGGAAGAGGACAGUCUUUACCAUUAAGAAAAUGGACUGGUCCUACCGUUGAUGAGAGAGGAAAUUCCUGCAAGCAACCUUGGAGAGCUGUGUGCAGUCAGUGCAGACAAUUAUGAGCUAGCUAGAUAGACCAGUGGCCUGAAUCAGGAUAAGGUACCUUCUUGUGUCCUGUGUUUCCCAGGGUCUGAACUCCCUCCCACCAGAGGGCUGGUGACAAUGGCAAGAAGGCAGCUCAGGGUAGACAGAUGCCCCCUCAGCCAUGAUCUGUAGGGAAAGGUGAGACUGUCCCCCCCUUGCUUGAGUGACGGCAUGAGGUUACUUGAUAUAUGAAAGAGAUGGGGAAGGGAGUCCACCUGGGACAGAUGGGUCCUGAUCUCCAACCCGAUAAAGACCCCUGAGCUCUGAAGAGAACCCUCUGUGAAAAGUUCACUUGCUCCAAAAGGCCUUAUCUCUUCGGAGUCAGGAAGCCCAAUUAUCAUGUUCAGUUUUACCUCCAAGACAGCAGAAGUACAACAGAUUGGAGGGGGGGGCGGGGAUAGCACCACCAAGGGAUUCUGUUUCAAAGGUAACUUCUUGAUGGCGGAGGAAGAGUCUGUGUCUGUGGUUGGGACUGAGGAACAAAUAUUUGGUGCAACUGCAUUUGGGAAACUGUGUACAGUUCUGGUCACCUCACCUCCGAAAGGAUAUUGUAGAAUAUGGAAAUGUUCAGAAAAGAGCAACCAACAUGAUCAAGGCGGAAUGGAGUGACUCCCCUUAUGAAGAAUGGUUGCAGCAUUUGAGAUUUUUUUUAGUUUAGGCAAAAGUGGCUUAACAGUCAAUCUCUCUUCCCAGGGAAUUCUGGGAAUUGGAGCUCUGUGAGAAGAAUGUGGGGGCCUCCUAACACCUCUCAGCAUCCUUAACAAACUACAUUUCCCAGGAUUCCUUGGGGGAAGCCAUGACUCUUUACAUUUUAAGCAUUUUCAUUCCGCUUUGAAUAGGCAUGGCUUUCCCACAAAGAAUUGUGGGGUCUGGAGUAUUUUUUAUUAGUUUGUAUAUAUUAGUAUUGUUAAUUGUUUAAAUUAUUUUUAUUAUGUAUUUUAUGCUUUUAUAUUGUAACUUUGUGUUUGUGAACUGCCCUGAGACCUACUGGUAUAGGGUGGUAUACAAAUUUUAAUAACAACAACAACAACAACAACAACAACAAUAAUAAUAAUGCUGAGCAUUGUUAGGAGAUCCCUCUUCAGAGUUUUUAGGAGAUCCCUCUUCCCCGCACAUUUCCCAGAGUUCCUUGUGAAGAAGGAGUGAUUGCUAAAUCACUCUGGGAAGGGAAUAGGGGUCUCCCAGCAAUGCCCAGCACCCAGGAUUCUUUGGGGAAAUUCAUGCCUGUUCAAAGUCCUGUGGCUAGAAAGCACAGGUCCGAGUGGUUUUCUACUUGACCCGUGCUUUCUAGGCAUGGGUCUGAGUGGUUUUCCCCUUGCCCUGCUCCUUUCCCAUGGAAAACUUGCUCUUUUAGUGCUAAAUCAGAGCAAACAUCCACCCAGAGAAAAUCUCAAUUGCCAUUUGCCAUUUGGUUUCCACAGGGAAAUAUGGCUUGAGAAGGCUUUGUUUCCUGUCUUCCGAUUCCAAUCCUUGAUCGUCUCCAGCUCUAGGUCCAAAUUCUGUCCAAGCUGCUCCUGUUCCUCUUGUGAGAUUGAAUUUGUUGCUGGUGCUCCUGUUCCCCUGUGUAGGCAGGAGGCCUUGCCCGUGGAAAUGCAUACCCACCUGAAUGCUUUCUGCCAUCUGUUCCAGGCACUGCAGCUGCCUGGUUUCAGGUGAUUCCCCCCAGAUGGUCUUUGGUAAUGUUACAUGUAUAUUAAUGCUGAUUUCCAAGAUUCUGCCUCUUUGUCAUGUUCCAACAGUGACCUGCAAGGGUUUUGGAAAUGUUGGGAGAGACAGAAGGUGUCUCCAUUACUUUGGCAUUCCUCAUUUCUUUCCUGAAUGUGAUUUGUGGAGUUGGGAGCAACUCAAUGCUCCCAAUUUCAGAAGCUGAGGCAAAGGUUUUGGAGAUUGGUGAAGAAAGAUGGAUGGGGGUGGGGUGAAGAGUGGAAAAGAUGGGGGCAACAGAAACUGCUGACCACUGCCCUAUGUGGCAAGUUGCAUCACUGCAGCUUGUCACGUGAAGAGCUGGGAACGGCUGGCUCCCUUCUGGCUAGCCUUAUCACUGCAGUUUCUCAGCAAAGAAUGUUACUGGCUGACUUCACUGAGGUUGGCUAUUGACUCCUCCUAGGCAGGGAGAAUUAACAGGGUUUCUUGCCUCAGUGGCAAUUCCUGACAAGCUUUAUUUGACUUCAAGCAUGUGUGUUGUUAUGCAUUCAGUGGUCUGUGUUUGCCUGAGCUUGACUCAGGACUAAGGAUUCUGAGCUCCUGUAUUUUGAUUCGAUAUAUGUUGUCCAAUCACAGAACAUUUCAGGAUUUGGGCCUCUGCCAUUGGCCCUUGAACUCUUGAGUCAUGAUUCGCAAUAUGGAAGUGUAGAUAGCCAAUCACAUUGGGAGUGGCCCAGGCUUUCAGAAAUGUAUAUAAGUAGUUGCUUUGCCUCUGUUUCCCAGUUAUGUAAAGGUUCUUGAUGCUAUCACUGUGUCUUGCCUCAUGGGAACUCACCUACACUUCAUGUGUCUAACAUUGCUCUUCAGAUCCUUCAGUUGUGGUUGCUUUUCAGUCCUGACCUCUGGUUCUCAGCUCUUGACUUCUUCCCACCAUCCAGCACUGGCAGGAUGUCAGGACCCUCCCUAUGUUCCCUAAAUCCAUGCCUAGCUUCCCUGCAAUAUGAGUAGUUACCACUGGUGGACGUAGAUUCUUGCAUUGCAGGGGGUUCUAUGAUCUAAAGUUCUGUGGGUCUAAUUGUUUUUACUCAAGGAGUGAGAGCAGAGGUAGAAUACCUCUGUCCUGCCUGGGGGCCAAAUGUGGUUCUGCAUAUCUCUUUAUCUGGCCCUCAUGACACUCCCCAGGCCACACUUUUUCAGGCCACACCCUUCACUGGCUCUGGUCUACAACCUUCUGGUGUUUCACUAGGGAAGCUGCAGCAAUGCAGCACACCACAUGUGGCAGUGGCCCGCAGUUUCUUGCUGGAAUGUGUCCUUGAAUUGUGAUAAUGCCUCUUGCUUUUUUUUCUUUUUUUUUUUUGGAUGGAGAGGGUAUGUUUUGAGAUACAGAAAUUAUAAACUUUUGUAUGGCCGAAAUACAACCCAUUGUAAAGAAGUGUCAUAUGUGUUCUCUGUCCAGGUAAGUGUCAUAUGUGUUCCUCUGUCUCCAGGGCUGCCAGAAACCCUGGAAAGCCACUGCCAGUCCAUGUACAUAAUACUGUGCUUGAUGGACCAGUGGUCUGACUCAGUAAAAGGCAGUUUCCUAUGUGAUCAACAAGGGUGAAGUCCUGUGUUAUCUGUGUAGCUCAGCAACAUAUGGAGGGCCAGAGCUUGAAGUUGGGCCACCUUAUUUAAGGUAGUAAAGGAAGCCAAACCCUCCACACACAACCUGAAGUGUUUGCUUCCAUGGGAACAUGAGGCUAGCAUGGGAUGCAGACAGUAUCCAACGCAAGCAGAGGGCAGGUGACACUAGGACCUCGGACAGCUCCAUUGGUGCUGAAGAUGUUUCUCUGCUGGGAGCUAAUAUCAACUGAAACUUUAUGUGGAUUGAUCAGAUCUUGAGUGUGAUAAGCUGCCUUGUGCAGGAGGAGGUGACUAGAUCAUAAAAGCCAAUGAAGCUGAGUAUCGGAAGACUUGGGACAGAUAGAAGGAAGGACUUCUUCACACAGCACAUGGUUAAGCUGUGGAACUCACUCCAACAGGAGGCAGUGGUGUCCACCAACUUGGAUGGCUUUAAAAGAGGAUUAGACAAAUUUAUGGAGGAUGCAAUUGGUAUCUAAAAGCCACCAUGGCCAUGCUCUGCUUCCACAGCUGAAGGCAGCAAUGCUAGUUGGCCACUGUGACAGCAGGACGCUGAACUAGAUGGGCCACUGGACUGAUCCAGCAGACUCUUCUUACAUUCUUAUGUUCUUAUGAAGGUGCCACUGAUGACUUUCAGCCUGUCUGUUCUCCUUUUCUGCUGCAGGUUUCUGGUACAGCCCAGAGUGUGACUACAUCCGCCACUGCAUUGUCCAGUCCCAAGAACUUGUGGAAGGGACCGUUCAGGUCUCUGUCCUGAAAGGCAAGGUCUACAUUUUGGGAAGGGAGUCCACACAGUCCUUGUACAAUGAGGAGCUAGUGAGGUAAGCAUGGUGAGGGUGGCCAGUGUGUCUCAAAUCCUCAGUGUAUUAGGGACUUCCCUUGCAUUUGAACAAGGCCAUUAAUGGGUCCAAUGAUUUCUACAUUUGGGCAUGUUAAAUAGCGUUUUAUUUCAUUCAAAACGUUAUUUUCUCCACUAAAUCCAGAGAAAAGGAAAUUUACUUAAUUACAUAAACAAAAAAACAAAAAAUAAAAACAGAAAAACAUAAAGUAAGGUAAAACAUUUAAGAAUGAAUUCAAAGCAGUGUAAAUCCACAAUAUGUUACUCAUAUGGUAUUUAAAACCAUUUUUACAGUUGCAAAACAAAAGAAAUGUUACCUGAAAUUGAAAAAAAAAUGAUAAAGCAUAGCCCCGGAACUCAGAUUCUAAUGAGAGGGGUGGGACUGUUUUGAUUCACACAAUGUGGCUGUAUCUGGUUGAAUCUGAGACAUCUGCAACCGAAUACCAGGCUCUGCAUUAAGAUGAGAGUUGUAUUUUGUUUUAGUAGCCACAUAGGUAGAGAACCCUGAUUCACAUAACUAAAUUGUUGCAAAGGGCAGGAUUAUUUUUGCUUUAUCUGAUGAAACUUUAAAUUCAUCUUUUAGCUGACCCCAAAAUUCUGAUAGUGAUUUCUUAGUUUCAAAAUUAUCUUUUAUCGCAGAAUCUGAUGUCAAAUUGAUCAAGCACUCCUACUGUUGCAGUGACAGACGUACUGGCUUUUCUGACACAGCAGAGUAUGUGUUUACAACCCAAAAAAUUUCCUUAAUUUUUUCAUGGAGUACUUCCAUAAAAUAACAGUUGAAACUAUCGAGCAAACUUAGCAGGUGAUUGUGAAACUCAUGGCAUGUCAGAAUCUAGUUCUUCUCUAAAUACUUUUACCAUUUGGAAGCUGUCUAGAUUUCAAAUUUUCAUUGAUUCUGCCCAAAACUUGAUUUUCUUUUAAAGGCUUGUACAGUGGUACCUCCGGUUGUGGAUGAGAUUCGUUCUAGAGCUCUGGUCAGAUCCCAAGGUUUCUGCAACCGGAGGUGCCUGUUCUGCGCAUGCACACGACACAAUAAAGUGCUUCUGAGCAUGCACACAGCAUGGUAGAGUGCUACUGUGCAUGUGUGUGCAGCGAAACCCAGAAAUAUACUUCUGGGUUUGCCAUGUGCAUAUCUCAAAGGAUAUGUAACAAGAGGGGCACAUAAGCAGAGGUACCACUUUAUCACUAGCAUUAAAAAAAAAGUUAUUUCUUUUCCUUGAAGUGAGAGACUUAAGUCAUUAACUUUUUUAUAAAAAAUCUGUUAAAUAUACCAAUUUUAUGAGCCAAUGCUCCUCACACAACCUGUCUCCCAAAGCAAAGUGUUCAUCUGACUUUGAAAUGAGAAACUUCAGCCCUCAUUUCAAAGAGUUGAGUCAAAGUUUUGCCGUGAGAAAUCUACCUUACUUCUGUGUGAAGAAGUGAAGAUGUGUGCAGACUCCCCAUGUCACCACACAACAUUUUGAAUAGCCUUGUAUUCUUAGGUAAUGAUUUGAUAAAAUUAAUUACUUUCAUGUUCAUUAUCCCAUGGGAUGCCCUUCAAUGUGAAAAAUUCAUCUAUUAAGUUGAAAAAAUUCAACUUAGUCAGUAACGGCUUGCAGAGAAGCAGAUUCUCUUGAAAAAGACUUCAAGUAAUGGUAGUGCACAAAUACUGUUGGAAUUGCUAACACGGCCACAUCCAUUGAGUCAUCCAUUUGAAGCUAAAAUUCAGUGCAUUUUAUUUGUGAGAGUAAAGUAGCUUUCACAUCCUCCACUAAGUCCCCAAUUCUUCACAAGAUUGAAUUAUUUGACAAAGGAGCGUCAUACCUUUUCCAUCCAAUAUACCUUCAACUAUGUCUUUACACAAGGCUUGAUAAGGUUUUCAGAGAUGGUAUGGGCUUCGCCAGCUUGGGCAAAUUGGUAACUGACUAAGUAUGACCACCAUCAAAGCCUUUUCGUUAACUGUUUUAAAGUGGUAGGAUAUGAUUUUCUGGGCUUGUGUAAGUUCACCAUACUUCCUUCUGAAGAAAUCGGCCUGUUUGGUCUUGCGUUCUGGACAGACCCAACCCCUCUCAAAAUGACAACACAUUUUUUCUGGCAACAUGGCACUGCGUGGAGACACUUUACCGCAAAUUCCGUACUCUGGUUUGUUGCCACUGGUCUCCACAGACCCAAUACCCAAGUAAGAAUUGUGGUUCUUCCUUUCCCCUGUGGCACCGGACUCUGAAGUACUAGGGCUAGGCAGCUGGUUCAACAUUUCAGGAGGUUGUAGAUUUGACUUUUAAACAAGACCUGCAUUUCAGAUGGGAGUCUUUUGGAGCCCUACCAGGAGGUGCCACUGGGGAUUGAACUUGGGACCUUCUGCAUGCAAAGCAGCUGCUCAACCCCUGAGCUACAGCUCAGCUCCCUGACUCAAGGAAUCAACACUCCUUACACCCCCUGUGCUAAAAGUGGAGGCAGAGAAAGUUUCCCCACAGACAUAACCCAUGAAUAACUUAGGAGCAAGUACUUCAUCUAACCUGUUUUUUUUAAAUAAUAAUAAUAAAUAAAUAAAUUAAGCAAAGGUCUUGUUUAAAAGUCAAAUCUAUUUUUUUCUUCCCCACAUUGCACUUUCCCCCUCUUUUAUUCUGCUGUCUGCCUCUCUCUCACGACUUCCCCCACCCCUCCUCUCAGCCCCUUUCAAUCCUUCUAAACACUUUAUAAGCCAUAAAUAUACCCAAAUCAGUUUAGAUCAGUCAGAGUAAAUGUCAAAUUAUCCUCUUCCCCCCAUAUCUCGGCUUCUUUCCCUCCCUCCCUCUUGAAAUCAACAGCUCCUAAUAAUCCGUCCCCCAACCUUUCAUUAUCGUUUGCAUUCUCAUGCGGUGGAGAUUAAAUGAAUAACGUUUUUUAAGAAGAGAGAGGGGUUUUUUUAUGGGGGAGCCAGAGAUGGGAGGUAAAAAAACAGAGAGAAAGUGAAAGAGAGGGGGGUUUGAAACAGGAGCACUUACUCCCAGUGUGUCUUUAGCCCAUUACCCCCCUCCCCCUGUUCCUUUUUUUGAUUUCUACAUCACUGGUUUGAAAAGCGUUUGAGUGACGGCAUGGCGGGGACCCGCGAGGGAGCCGAACGAGGUGCAUCGCAGCAAAAAUGCCUCCGCGCAGUAGGUAGAAAGUAACGUAAUUAUAGAGCAGGUCAGAACCACUCGGCUGAGCAAAAAUAAAAGCGCAGAGGUUUUUCUGCAGCCCGUCAGGGGAGGUAACAUCAUUGUAAACUCUCUCUCUCUCUCCUCCCCCCCCCCCAAUAAUAAAAAGGGUUGUUUUUUCUUUGCAAUUUUUAGAAAAUGAACAGAGUUAUAUGUGUGGGGUGUCUCUCUCUCCCCACCCCCUUUGCAGAGGCAAGAAACUAGCUCAUUUGGGGUUUUCGUACUGAGGCAUACACUCCAUAUGUUAAACGCACAUUUAAAGUGCAUAUCUCAUCCACUCUGAUGAAUCCUGGGAACUAUGGUUUGUUGUGGGUGCCUGGAAAGGGAGCUCCGUGUAGGAUAAUCAACAGUUCCCAGGAGUCUUUAGGAUGUUUGUUUUAAAUGCUUGAUGUAUACGCAAACAUUUAAAGGAUAUUUAAAGUGCACUUCCUUCUCACCCUGAAGAAUAAUGAGAACUGUGGUUUGUUGUGUGUGCUGGGCAUGAAAGUUCUGUGUGGGAUAAACUAUAGUUCCUAGGAUUCUCAUGGGGAAGAUUAUAUGUAUGGUAUGUACAGGGACAUUCAAAGCACAUUUACCUAUCCAUCCUGAAUAAUUCUGGGAACUGUUGUUUAUUAUGGGUGCUGGGAACUGGAGCUCUGGGGUAAACUACAGUUCCCAGGAUUCAUAGGGGUUAUUGUUUUGAAUGUAUGGUGUGGACAUGGACAUUUAAACCAUGUUUACCACCCUCCCCAAAGAAUCUUGGAAACUGUGGUUCAUUAUGGAUGCUAGGAAUGGAAGUUCUCUGUGGAGUAAACUACAGUUCACGGAUUCUUUGAGUGGGGUGCAUUAAAUGUUUGUUGCAUACACAGACAUUUAAAGGAUAUUUAAAGCAGAUUUCUCACCCACAUUGAAGAAUCCUGGUAACUGUAGUUUGUUGCAGGUGCUGGGAACUGGCAGGGUAAACUCCAGUUCCCAAAGUUCUUGGGGUUCUUUAACAUUAUUUAUUUAAUAUAUGUAUAACCCCUCUUUCUCCCAGCUUGUGAUUCAAUGUGGAUUAAUGUGUGGUGUAUACACAGUCUUAUUCUCACAGUUAUUAAAGCCAAGUGUGUUUUCUUUUAAAAUACAGUGGUACCUCGGGUUAAGAAUUUAAUUCGUUCUGGAGGUCCGUUCUUAACCCGAAACUGUUCUUAACCUGAGGUACCACUUUAGCUAAUGGGGCCUCCCACUGCCGCUGCGCCGCUGGAGCAUGAUUUCUGUUCUCAUCCUGAAGCAAAGUUCUUAACCCGAGGUACUAUUUCUGGGUUAGAGGAGUCUGUAACCUGAAGUGUCUGUAACCUGAAGCGUCUGUAACCCGAGGUACCACUGUAAUUAUGUCGGCCUGUUAGGAACUCAUUCAGAAAGCAAUGCCUCUUAAUAGAUCAGGGACUGUGUGACCCUCCCUGUAUUGAGGGACUCCAACUCCCAUAAUCCAUAGCAAGCUCAGCCAGGGGUCAGGGACAUAGGAGUUGUAGUCCAGCUACAUCUGGGGCCCCAAGCAAAUCCAGCGAGGCUGGAGGCCAGGACCUUGGACAGAGCACAGAGCACAGCUCAAAUGUUGCUUCAGCAACAGGCAACCUCAGACAGAGCCUUAUAUGAGCUUGUCCUGUCUCCACUGAGAGAUGUAUCUUCUGUUAAAGAGGACUAGCCUGCUUCAACUGCCAAUUAUUCCAGGGGUACAGGGAGACUGUGGUUCUGCUGGGGCUUUGGGGGUGAGGUUUUUGGAGUCAGAGGAGGACAACGUGACCUCCUCAGGCUGGAAACAUGCUGUCAAGAUGGACUUAUCUGGAGCUAUCCAGGGCUGGCUCUGGGAACCAUACCUUCUCCAACCACCAUACCUUGUCUGAAUCCAUGACCUCAUCCCCUGAAAAUGUGCAGGUGGACCACCAACGUUCAGCUUCAUCGGGUGUUCCUGAGUUCUUUUGCUAGGAGAGGGAAAAAAUGCAACCUUUCCUUAUCUGCUCUAUCCACACCGUGUAUGAUCUUAUGCGCCUCAGUCUUGUGGGUGUAUGUAUGUGCAUGCAAGGACUGAACCCUCAAAUCAGCUUUCGGAAUAUAUGUUAAAGCAAUAAAAUCUCACGGUGGCAGCAGCAAGCAACAGCAUGUAGCACUUUCAAUUAAAAGCAAAUGCCUUACUCAGGUGAUUGCUUUGUCAAAAUCACGAUCCCUGCCAGUGUUUCCAUUUUUGUCCUGCCCCUUCUGGAAACUGAAACUGCUGUGUCGGAUAAUGAAGAGCUAUAAUGGCCAUUAAUCCCCAAUCCUUGUUUUCCAGUUCCAUAUUUAACAAUUAAAAUAAUUAACAGGGUGUGAUUAGAGCCCCCUGAUUAUGCCAUGGUUGCAAUGAGCCCCUUGACGUCCUUUGCCCAGCUCUUAGUGCUGAGACAAUCUGCGGAUUAGGCAAAAUGAGCUGAUAAGAUUCAAGGCCAUUCCUCAGCAGGGGAAAAAAGAUCCCAUGCAUGCUGUAAACUAGCAGAUCAGGCCCAGAGAGCUAUGGCAACGCUUCAUGCUCUGCUACUGUACUAAUUAAAGGGUUUGUGUUUCAUUUUCUUUCUUUCUUUUAACAUCAGGAAGCAUUAUGUAUUUUUUAAAAAAAUAUGAUUUAACACUUAGGAAGUGCUUGCAAUUUGCUAAGUGCCAUGCAGGUAUUAAAAGAUGAAGGCGUCUCUGAUCGCAGGCUUACUACUGACUAGUAGACAAGUGGAAUUAAGAAAUCAAGAGUUGGAGCAGCUCCACCAUUAUAAGCGGUAUUGCCUAUGGAUACCAACUGCUGGGAGUUGCUUGGGGGAAGAAUAUUGCUGUUGUGCUCAGGUCCUACUUCCUGGCUUCUCAUCAUGGGCAUUGGAUUGGUCACCAAAUCCAGUUAACAAUGCUGGAAGAGAUGAGCCUGCAAGUUUCUUACAUUUAGCUGGUCCUUCAUUGACUGGUGGAUGGGGGCCAAGUGGCUAUCCCUUUGCCAUGAUGUUUUCCCUGGAGGUGCUAACUUCCAGUGUGGCCCUUGAACCCCUGGCUAGCAGCAGAGGCCAAAAUGUGCCUCCCUUCAGACUUAAAAUAUGAUGUGAUUAUUAUUAUUUUUAAAAUGCAGCAGAGUAUUGAAAACUACAUUUAAAGGCAAGCUUUUGUUUUUUCCCACGUGGGAGCACUCAAAACACAACUCUCUUAAUUGCAGAUUUUGCUGCUUUUUUACAUGACAAAGUAUUCAGUAUUCUGAAUUAUUUGUGUUUAUUUAUUUUACAAAGGAGAGUAUUUAAAAUUCAUGUUUCUAAUUACAGGUUUGUUUUAUGUAAGGGAACAUUUUAUUUUAUUUUUUAAAGAGAAUAUUUAAAGAAGUGUAACCAAUUGGAUUCUGCUCAGAGUAGAUCCGAUGAAAUUAAUGGACCUAAAUUAGUUAUGGUCAAUAAUUUCAGUUGGUCUACUCUGAGUAAGACCACUAUUGGAUACAACCCAGUAUUUUAAAUCCUGCUCUUUGGCCAAAAAAGGCUCUCGGAGAAGGUCACUAAAAAUAGACAGUCCCUGUCCGCAGGCUUAUGCUCUUAAACAAAGAAAAGACACAGCACCAAAGAAAAAAAUGAAUUGGCCGGAGGAGGAAAUGAGCAAAGUUUUGUACCAGUUCUCAGUUACAAGUUCCUUUAAUGACCAGCUGCUGCGGCAAAGUCCGAGAGGAGAGGCCAAAAGCUGCUCAUUUCUUAGCUGUGCCAAUGGAAUGGUUCUGCUUCUCUUCCCUUCUCUGUAGCAGUCUGAUGGAAUACCUGCUGCUAUUAAUGGAUCUGAUGGAGGCUUCUCAGCAGAAAAUAUUCUGUCUUUUUGUUGUUGUUGUUGUUGUUGCAUGGAAGAGGAUUUGAAAUGAUGAUGUAAGAGCAUAAGAAGAGCCUGCUGGAUCAUGCCAGUGGCCAGUCUAGUCCAGCCUCCUGCUCUCACAGUAGCCAACCAGGUACCUGUGGGAAGCUUAAAAACAGGGCCUGAACAAGUUGAGCUGGACUCCAACUCCCAUCAGCCUCUGCAGCCACCAUGGCCAAUGGUCAGACACGUCCAGAGUUGUAGAACAGCAACGAAGUGGUUUAACAACCAGUUCCUCUCCACGUAGAACUCUGGAAAUUGUAGCUUUGUUGGGGGGGCAUAUUUCCUAACAACUCCCAGCACCCAUAGCAAACUAGAGCUUCCAGAAUCCUUUAGGGGAAGCCGUGACUGCUUAAAGUGGUAUUAUAGUGCUUUGAAUAUAUGGCGUGAAUGUGACCUUCAUCAUAGCCAUUAACUUCAUUGGGUCUACUCUGAGUAGGACUAGGGUUGGUGCCAACCCUUAGCCUUCAGCCUUACCAUACACACAUAGUAUCAUUUUCUUAGGGCUGCCAUACAUCCGGAAUUUCCCGGACAUAGCCGGGAUUCGGCCACCGGAAACAGUGCCCCAGGAGGAAAACGCUUAGAUGUCCAGGAAAAUUCAGGCAUAUGGCAACCCAUUGUCAGAAGUGUAGAUUUUUUUUAAAAAGAGAGAUUUAGAAACUUUGGGCAAAAAGAAAAAGAAAAAAAAAGCUCCACAACUUUGCCCCAAAACUCAAUAACUUUUGUGUUGAGAUUUUGACUUUUUGAAAUUUAGUUUUCAGAGGGAACAGCAUUCCUAGCUCUGCCCUGGACCUCAAACAUCUGCUAUGGGGUCAAACUAAGAGGCUGGUCUCAAGGUGAAACACCCACACUGACACCCCCUCCCCACAUUUUGCAAAGUAAACCAUCCUCUUGCAGUUGAAGUGAUGCGGGGAGGUGGGAGAGAGGAAAAAUGGGUUGCUUUGGAGACUUUGGGGGUGCCAAGCCAUUGUAGAGUAUCUUUUAUUGCUUUCUAAUUAAUGGGACUGUGCUUGGUUUAACAAAGGGGUAUUUCUGAGCACCUUUAAUGGGGCUCCUGGUUUUUGAGAUAGAAGUUGCAGGGAAACAGAUCACUGGUAAGGUAGGGGACUUAAGCUCAUGGAGGGGGCUCCCCUCUCUGCAGAAGCUCAGAGCCUUUGAUUCUGCAGUUGAAAUAGGAAACAGAGAGGGCUUUGUCACCCAGCUUGGACUCCAGGACAACCACAUUCUGCCUCCCACAGUGCACUGCAGCACCUGGGGUCAUUUUGGGAAUGUGUGUCUGAGUGUGUGUGUGUUAAAUAUGUUAUUUUGGGUUGUCAAGGCUGCGUUCUUUAACUGAUGGGGGUGGUAAACCUCAGGCACCCAGGGGACAAUUACAACCCUCUAAACCAUGGGUAGGCAAACUAAGGCCUGGGGGCCGGAUCUGGCCCAAUCGCCAUCUAAAUCUGGCCCAUGGACUGUCCAGGAAUCAGCGUGUUUUUACAUGAGUAGAAUGUGUCCUUUUAUUUAAAAUGCAUCUCUGGGUUAUUUGUGGAGCCUGCCUGGUGUUUUUACAUGAGUAGAAUGUGUGCUUUUAUUUAAAAUGCAUCUCUGGGUUACUUGUGGGGAAUUGGAAUUUGUUCAUUAUUAUUUUUUUCAAAAUAUAGUCUGGUCCCCCACAAGGUCUGAGGGACAGUGGACCGGCCCCCUGCUGAAAAAGUUUGCUUACCCCUGCCUUAAGCCUCUCUAUGUGGCCCUAAGAACUCCUGAGGCCACACCCCUCACUGGCCCUUUAGAGGCUCCCCCCCCAAGUGUUUUUGCUCAGCUGGAACAUGUCCUUGAACUGGCAGCAUAUGCACCAUACACUUAAAGUUCAUUUAAAACACGUUCCAUACCUGCAAAGAAUCCUGAGAACUGACCUGAAGCUACAGUUCUCCGGAUUCUUUGCAGUGGAAAAAACGUGUUUCAGAGGUAUGGCACAUGCACAUCCAGUGCCCCUUGCUUCUCUGGAUGAAUAAAGCGUAGAGAAGAGGUAUGUGUGGAAACAAGCCUAGUGUACAAAAUUAAAAUUUACGUUUGUUUCUCUGCACACUUUUGCCUCUGCUCCUGCCCACCACUGGCAUGUGGCCCCUUGAAGGUUGCCUAGGAGGGAAUGUGGCCCUUGGGCUGAAAAGGCCUCCUUGUCCCUUCUUUAAACAUCUCAUUGAAUCAUAGAAAUGCAGAGUUGGAAGCAAUGCCAAGGAUCAUCUAGUCCAUCUCUCUGCAAUGCAGGACUCUCAGCUAAAGCAUCCAUGACAGAUCACACACACACAUACCUAUCCUGGUCUCUAGAAGUUGUGCGGGAUGCCUGCCUUUCCACCGCUGAAAGCCAACCUUGGCACUGCGUUACAGUCUUUAUUAUAGCCACCAAAUCAUUCUUUUGCCUUUCCUUCCUGCAGCAUGGAUGUCCAGGGCGAUUAUGAGCCAUCAGACGCUACUGGCUUUAUCAACAUUAACUCCCUUCGGUUUGUAUUGAAGCGUUAUAGUUUCAGAAGCCUGCCAAUGUUCUAGGCAGAUGCUUUAUACCAUUAGUCUAUCUAGCUCAAUAUUGUCUGCACUGACUGGCAGCAGCUAUCCAGGGUUUCCGGUAGGGGGCAUUCCUAGCCCCAACUGGAUAUGCUGUUGGGGAUUGAACCCAGGGUCUUCUGCAUUCAAAGUGCCCUUCCCCUAAAAUAAGGUUGCCACACCCCGAAAGCUUUUUUUAGGAAGACCCCCUACCUUAAAUGAAAUAAGGUUCCUCAGGGUUCUGAAUUAAAGUAGGAACCCAGGACAGUGUCAUCUACUUAAUCAGACCACUUUGUCAAUAUAGCUCAGUAUUGUUAUACUAGCAGCCACUAGUCUCCAACCCUACCUGGUAAUUCCUGCCUUUUCCUCUUCCUACCCAAGGUCUGCCACUCAGCUGGGUGGGUCGCAGGGCCCCUGUAGACAUUUGCCCCCAGCAGUGGAGAUGGAGCCUGGGGUGGCUUCUACCCUGCCCAGAUGUGGGACAUGGGGUCUCCUUAGAGGAGGAGCAGGGAGGAGAAUGGGGACAAAACUAGAGUGAGUUGGCUCCAACUCUCAUUGGCUCUGGCUCCACCUCCUCUUUGGUCUCCCUACAUUUCACCCUGACAGUCUCAAUAGCCACCAGCCCUUACUGGCAUGGCUGAGUUCUUCCAUUUCAGAGUGGCUGGGGGCAUCACAUGCUCCCCAGUAACGAAAGAUUUCCUUACAUACAGAAAAACCUAACACCCCAUGCAAAAGACUGCAUUCCUCCCUAAUUCAUUGGACUUCUGCAUGCAGUAUGCCUUCAUCUUACAGUCAUGAAUUCUAUAAAGGAGAGAAUCAGAUGGCCCUAACUGUUUAGCUAAUGGAACUUUCCAGGAACAGAAAGCCCAGCUUCCAGGAAUAGAAAGCCCAGCUAAUUAAUGCUAUCCGCAAUCAUCUAUUUUGUUUUGGGUUUUUACAUAAUCUGUCCUAUGCACACACCCUUCUGAAAUCGGAGAGGGGGUAGAGAGACACAGUUACCUAAUAGCCUCUUUUGCCCCUUCCCUCCCCCAGUAGCAGUCUGUUAACUUAUUUGUCCUGUGCAUUAAUGUACACUGUUCCCCCCCCCCUUUGGAUAAAUUAAUUAUACAAUGAUGAGUUUUCCAGCAGCAGACAGGAAAAUUUAGAAAAACUCACAUAUCACCUUGCACUUAUUACCCCCUCCCCGCUCGUUUCAUUUAUUUGUCUCAACUUUGCCCAAUACUAAUUUUAAUUCAGAAGGAAUUUCUCUCACGUUCUCUUUCUUUCUGUUGGUUUCCAGGCUGAAGGAAUAUCAUCGACUACAACGCAAGGUCAAAGCACAGCAGAAAUAAUAUAAUGGGUGGGGUGGGGGCUGCAGGCUUUUUCUUUUCCCACCCAGCUAACACACCUAUGUGCCACUCACGGCUAAUUGCAGUAGUAAUUGGUAAUAGUUACUCAUCUCCCUGUGCCUUGAGGGAUCCCACAAUGGUUUUGUUACAGUCUUUUAGUGGCAUCAAUGAAAUGGAAUCAAGAAAAAGGUGGUUGGUGGAAAGGCGGGAGCAUCACCACGCCUGUCAGUUUGCACACGAAUAUGUUAUUAAAAUAUCUGUGCCAUUAUUUCUGGAAUCUUAAUGAACGGGACCUCCUUUCUUUCUGUUUUGCUUCUCACUGUUUCCCUCACCCUUAUUCAGCCAAGCUGUUUUGCCAAGCUUUAGUCUUUGUCCUUUCAUACGAGUUUAAGUGCAUCUGAAGGACAUGCUGGAUUGGGCUUGCUUUUUUUUUUUUUUGUGGGUGGGAGGGAAGAAACAGCAAAAGGAAAGAGGGCCCUGGACUCUACACAAGCCCAUCACUCCACCUGUGGGGAGACUAAAGGGAAAAUGGAAUGGGGGUGGUUGAGGGAGGUGAAGAAAUAAAAUAAUUUGUUCCAUUUUGAUCACCACUAAGAGCAUUGCUUUCUUUGUCUUUGCAUUAAUUGCAACGAGGUCUGCUUUAAUUUCACCCUUUAAAAAAAGUCCCUUUAUUAAAAUGAAUUUCUCAAUUUGUUUUUGCUUCCACCCCCCUCCCCGCCACCACCCACAUCCCUACAGGGAUGCUUCAGUUUGAAAAUAAAAAUCAAGGUAAAAAAGGAUAGAGAAAAAUGGAGAAGGUUGCGCAGUGGGGAAAUGUGGAAUUUUUCAAUAUUCCACUUGAAGCGUCAACUGUGGACUUGAACUGGUUCCAGAAGAGCUUGAAACAUAGAAGGAAAAACCAAUGAGAAUUAGAUUUGCUUGUGCUACUGUAAGGUACAAAAGUGUCUUUAGAGGAAAACUUAUAUCCUGCUCGGCAGAUAUUGAGCUUGAUGUCACACAGCUGAAAGGGUGUAAAACCAAGAGAGAGUAAUCUGUAGCCUUCCAGGUGUUCUUGGACUCAAGCUCCCAUUGUCCCUGAAUAGGGGUGGAAAGAUUAGUCAUUUCCAGUUCUCUCAGUUUCUCAUUUUUCUGUUCUUAAAUUCAGUUUUCCACAACGCUCAAAUAAACAAAUAAUUCCUCAUGAAAAUUCA